AGAUGAAAUUAUGUUUUCCGAUCUUUGUUGUCAUGCUCACGACUGCGGUGGCGACUCCUUGUAUGUUCAACAGUAUGUGUACGUGCAAAACGGACGAAGCAUUAAAAAUGCACAUUGCGUGCAUUGCAGUUCCCUUAUAUACAAUACCAGGUAAGUAAUACAAAAUAAAUGCAUAUUAUUAUUUUACAAUUAGCAUAAAGAUAUUUCAGUUUAAAAAAAAAAAUAACGCGUAUAGACUAUAGGGAUUAUAUUACCGGAUGUUGUUUUGUUUUUCAAUGUUUCAUUCUACGUCUUCUUUUUCAACUACUAAUAAAUAGCCAGUAAAUUAUUCUAGAAAAUAUGCAAUUUUGUAAAUUAGAAAAUGACUUAUAAUAAAAAAAAAAACAAAACUCAGAAUCAAACAAUUUUUCAGAAAUGUAAACGUAUGAAAAAAAAUUAAACGCUUUUAAACGUAUGAAAUCAAAAUCUGAGCACUUUUACAUUUAACUGUUGAAAAACAGUAUUUCAGACACAGUAAAUAUUUUAAUAUAUAUUUUUUUUUUUUUUACUGUCAUUUAGUUUCAUUUGGUUUCAAAAUAUUCGUAGAGAAUUAAAAUUUUGACAGAAAACAAUAUAUGCUUUUUCUAGCUGUGGUAAAAUUUUUAAAACAUUUGAGUUAUUUUUUAACUGUCAUACUGUGUCAACUAUGUCAACCAUUUUGUCGUUAAAAAUAGGACAUUUUUUGUAUGAAUUUCAGUAUCAAAUUUUAACAAAAAUCUUAAAUAUUGCGGUCUUUUAAAACAUGUAUAACAAACUUCGCUUCAAAUCUCGCUUCGUUUUCAAUGAUUUAUCGUUGCUUACAAGUAUAAAUUAAAUAAAUUUAUGUAUCCUAUCUUCCCAAGUGCCUAUUCACAACAAUCGUACACCCGUCCACAUUACCAGCUCUUUUUCAAAUUUAAUAUUUUUGCGAGCGAAUAAUAGUUGUUAGAUAAUACACAUUAUAUGAUACAAAAUAUUACAAGAAUAAAAAUAAAUUCCCAAAUAUUGUUUAUCCUUACCUUUUCGAAUUAUUUACAUUUCACUUGUUAUUUGAUGGAACUUAAACGAAUUUAUUUGUUAAAAAAAAAAAAAACCUUUCUAUAAAACGGUAUGGUUCCACGACAAUAGACCGAAAACAUAUAAAUACAUAAUAUUAAACUAAUAAAUAAUUAAUUAAUUAGUAAUUAUACUUGAUAAAUGCUUGUAAUGAAAAAUUGAAACAUGCAAUAAAAAAAUUAAAAAUGAUUAUAAUAUAUUUUAAAUAUUUUAAAUAAACUAUAUUAUAUUGUAUAUUUUAUCAGUCAUACUUGUGAUCACAAAUUGUACGUGAUUGCACCAGUGACCUAUGUUUGACGCUAUAGUAUCAGAACAAAAUGUUGAUUUUUUUAUUUUAUAUAUAACAGGGGACCACUCUAGUCGGCAUCUUAUCAUAGUCGUUAAAAAUUCGAACUAAAUGUCAACAAACAAUGACCAUUCACUUAUUAUACCUCCAGAAUUAUCUUAAGUCUCAACGGUAUGCUUUUUAAUGUUUUCGUCUACAAAAUUCACUUCAUUUUGAAUUGUGUUAGCAAUGUGAUUACGAUCGGAAGGGUCUUUAAUAAUUCCAUCAUGUUUUAUAUUAAACGUCUUUUAAAUAGUUCACCUUCUAAAUAGUCGUUUAAAUAGAAUACACUGCCAACAUUCAACAUCGUUAUGAUUUUUUUUCUUUGUGAUAUAGGAAGCAAGUUCCUGGAAACUAUUUCACUGUAACUGACGUUUUCCUUGCUGUGACUAAAUAUACUGCAUGUUCGAAAAAUAAAAACAUUAAAGCGUUACACAUUCGCAAUAUUAGAAGACCGCUAAAUGACAAAAAUCAAAUUGUAAUCGCGAACUUAUCGAAUCCUAAAAUAAUAGACUGCAGUUUUCCCAUAGUGCCUAUAUAAUAUAUUAUACUUUUGGCCUGUGUAAAAUAUUUAGAAAACGAAAAUUGAAAAAUAAUUCAUGAAAUGUUUGUACAAAAUUUAAAUUGACGGAUAUUUCGCUUUAUGUAUUUUCACUCAUACUUGUAUUCGCUCAUUUGACUUUCGCGCAUUUGCGUUCGCUAUUUUACUUUCAAUCUAUUAUCGGGAUACCACAUGUCCACGUGUGUGUUACAUACAUAUAUAUUUUAUACGUAUGUACAAUACACAUGGCUAAAUAUUUUUGUUGCGUACUUAGUAUUUUGACAUACGGAAUAUAAAAUAAUAUUAGAAGUAUGCACCAAAAAACAGUUGUGCAUUGUUUGUGUGUGCCAGACAAAUAAGGAACAAGGAAUAAGUAUUAAUUUUACAUUAUUAAUAAGUACUGUUUAUUAUAUUAUAAAUGUAUAAGAACAAUUAUUCAUUAAAAUUAAAACAUAAGUUCUCGUCAAGUUGUCCCCUCCAAAACAGAUAUAGAUAAUUUAUAAAACAAACUUUAUUUUUGUUUAUUAUCAUUUUUUUUUUUAUAAAUGUAAUACAUUGUUAAUGUAAAUAUAAUGCAAGUAUCUAAAUGGAUUUUUUUAAAAAUAUGAAACGUGUAAUCAGCUUCUUCGGAAGUUCACCUAAUAAUAAUAUAUUUUAAGCCUGAGCUUCAUAAAUUAGCUUUAUUAUAAUUAAAAUAUAAAUUGUUGUAUUACUUAUACCUACGAUACAAACAUGUAGUACCCACUAUAUUUAAUAAUAGAUAUAUUUUUACUAAUGAGAAACUACGAGAUAUUUUAUAAAAUAUUGUUAGUUUCUUAGUAAAAAUCAAAAAAAUCGAAAAAUUAUUUGUAACAAGUCACGUUAUUUCCGUAUACUGACCAAAAAUCUGUAAAAAUGCAACCACUCAUCUCAAAAAAUUUUGUUUUUGGAGGAGUAAUUUUUUGAUUAUUCUGUUCACAUAAUAUUGUAAUAUCCGGAGGAAAGUUUAAUUUAAACGAAUAAUCCGCGUUUUUCAUAAUAACAUUGAAGGAAAAAAUCAUCUUUAGGAGGAUUUUUUUCUAUAUAAAUAAAUGCGUGAAAAUAAUUUUAAAAAUCAUAACGGCUAAUCGAUUAUGCAUAUACAUUUUGAAAGUAAUAGUUAUAUUAUCAAUAUUCUUCUCACUUUCUAAAAUUAUUCUUCCACUAAAAAUGUAUAAUUUUCAAGUAGGUUUUUAAACUAACUUUGUAAAGGAAUGAAAUUCUUAGAUUACCACCUUAAAAAUUAUUUCAGAUUCUUAACGUACAUAUCAACCCAUUCCUCACUAAGAAUUAGCUUGAAUAUGGCAUGCUCAUUUGUAUAAAUAUAUAUAUAUAUAUAUUUUUUUUUGUGUGUGUGUCUCUGAACACCCUUUCUAACAAAAAUCUUGUUCCAAUCAAAAAUAGUUACAAAAAAACUUUUUUGUUGUAUGUUGAAUAUUGUUAGGCGGAUGUAAUUUUUUUUUUUUUUUUUUUGAUUUUCAAAGCGGUUUUUAGAAUAAUUUGGAAUAAAUGAGAAAAAGAACAUAUAUUAAUACGUAAAUAAAAUAUUUAUCGCAUUAUAACGAUUUCAUUAUUUUAAACUUGUUCGAUUUUUGUAUUCUACCAGCAACCAUACUCCGAAUUUCAAGAGUAACAUCUUUUCUGAAACACAUUUUGUCUAUACCCUGUUUCAAAAAAGAACAUAUCGCUUUCACGACCAGUUUUCGUUCGGCGGCGCGCAUCUCAACCAGGUAGCACCGGUUAAAAAAAAACGAUAUUUCUUAACAUGGAUCUAACAUGAAUAAGACGGGUGAUAUUUGAUAGUUGAAAAGUACCGGUGAAAAAACUUUUGAAAAAAAAAAACACGAAACUGUAGGUCAUUAACAGUUUUAUUCUUUCCGAUUUUUGUUGUUAUUAUGUUAAAAAUAAUUGUAGAGGCCUGAAAUUUUCUCAGAACAUUAGUAUAAACCCUUUUUGGACGUAGUAAACAAUUUUAAUGCCAUUUUGUGAUGUUUAAAUGCACUUUUAAUUGUCGAGUGUUUUAAAUUCAAAUUCGUAAAUGGUAAAAGUUACAACAUUUCUAUACUCGUUUAAUUGAACUUCUUUCAGAAUUAUAUUUCGACACAGGUAUAUAUUAAAUAAAUUCAUGUACCUAUUUUACCGUUUAAACUAUUUUGGUUUCAAAAACGUAUUUUUGAAACACAUACAUAUAUUUUUAUGUCGAAAACGUAUUACAAAAAUGCUUUUUGUGUAGUUCAAUAAUUAUUACAUAGUUGUAUUUGUGUUUUUAGAAGUACCGCCAGAUACUCGAAUAAGCCACAUGGACGUUAUGUCAUCGGACAUCGAAGCUGUCGAAAGCGAUAUACUUCAAAACACGCGUAUCGAAUCGCUACGGUUGAUGAACAACAGAAUAGGAAUUAUUUCUGAAAAAGCAUUUCAGUAAGUAUGGCAUACUAUUUUUUUUUUUUUGUCAAUAUAAUAUUCCUUUUAUUCAUUUUUAAAUUUUAAACCGGGUAUCAUUAACUGUGUGUUUACCAAUAUACUUUCUUUAAUUUGGCCAUUAUUAAUUAUAUUUGUGUUUUAGAUCAUUAUUUUUUUAAAUAUAUUAUUAUUUGGGUAUUCGGGUAAAUCAAAUAACUUAUUUUAUAUAUAUAAGAUUAAUAAACAAAACCGAGUAAAGUAUGUAAAUAUAGAUAUCAAAAUAUUAUGUUGUAUAGGAUAAAAUGUAUUUACUGCAAAGAUACACUACACACAUAUUGAGAUCCACUCACAAAACUAACAUAAUUAAUUAUAGACUAUAGGUAUCUCGUAAUCAUAUUUAUUUUAUUUGUUAUUUAUGUUUAGAGAAAAAUCCGCUUUUAAAGUGUAAAUUUAAAAAAUUAAAUAACAUUUUAUUUAUAGAAGCUUAACAAGUAUAAAAAUUGUACACAGAAAAUGUUUAAUAAUAAAAAAAAGGAAAAAUAAUAGGUAUAAUCAAAGUAAGAGAAAAGCAAUAUGAAACGUUAAAUUACGCGGUUAUUUAAAUACCACAGGUUAUAAUAUGGAGAUUAUAUUUAUUAGAUCAUUUUAUGUUUUACAAAAGUUUAGUAACUUGUGAAGUUAUUAUCAAUUCUGCGUACACGAAAAUAUAAUUAUGGUGCAUUAUUAAACCGUUUGCUUUUGCCAAAUAUAAUUUGUAGUUUUACUGUCUAUUGCAGUAAUUCGUUUUACGAAUUUGUUAGCAUAAAUAAUGUGAAUUAUAAUAUAAUAUUGUUUAUGGUGUUUAAAUCCGAUACAUUAUGGAUUUUUUUUUAAAAAAAAAGAUAAUUGGGCAAGUUUUGGUUUUUUGAAAUCGAAUCGAGUUUUGUCAAGUAUUAUUUUUUAAGUUGCGUGUUCGAAAAAAUUAAAAAUCUUAAGAGUACUAAAAGAAAAUUGGGUCAAGUCAAAUCGAGUACUCUACUCGUAUCAACUCUAAAAAUAGUAUUCAUAUUUUAUUUUGAACUAGCUGUAUUAUCCGGUUUUACCUACCACAGUGUAUAAUAAAAAUAAGAUUUUAAAAAUACUAAAACCUUUCUCCCCAUGGAAAUAAUUAAUGAUGAAACAAGUAAAAAAAUACGAUAGUAUUUUUUUCGUAUAAUCUAUAUGAAACCAGAAAUAAACAAAAACAAAAUAUUAAAUUUCCCAUUCAAUUAACUCUCUAAAAGGCUAGAACUAAUAAUGCUAAUCAUUUGCUAUGACAUUUUCAGCGAAAUAUGUCGAGCAGUUUAUGAGUCUAUCAACAAAAACCAUUUAACAAUUGCAUUUUACAUUACAUAGAAAUACUCUACUUGGGUCGAAAUUUUUCAUAAGUAGUAUUCAUUUUUCAUUAAAAAUAUAAAUCACUAUUCUUAUAGGAUUAGUGGAAAGUAGGUACGGAGCUUAAUUUUAGAUUCCGAGCGUAGCGAGGGAGCUAUUGGUUUUACAUUGCUAUUUAUUUAUUUCAUUGUUCUAGACUAUGGACACGUUUUUUUCCCAGUAAACUUGCUCCGAUGUAUAAGUUUAAAGAGGUAAUUUUCUGAUUUUCAACGCCAUCUUUUAAAUAAAAGCAUUUAAGUAAAAAACAUAGGAAAAAGUACAAUUUCACGAUUUCAUUAUUGUAUAAAAACACGGACGACGUUUUUUACCAGAAAAAAAUAUUUAAUCCAAAAAUCACAAAAUACCUAUUUUGUUGCCUUUUUGAUUUCCUUUCGUAUGGUAUCGUUGACAAAACUGUUGAGUCAUUUUUGAGCUUUUAAGGAGUUUAAAUUUGUUUUCCAUAAUUUGGCUAUAAAUUUACUUAGGGGCUUUAAACUUGGUAAUAACACUUAUAUUGGACUUACCUAAAGGUGGUAAAAUUUUGAAAAUAAUCUGACGGCUUUUCUUUUUUUAUAAGAUUUUUAAAAUCAAAUUUAAAUUUCGAAAUUCGCAAGAAUUAUGUACUUCCGAACUACGCUCGAAAUCGUCUUUUGUUAAGCAGUAGUUUAUCGUUUUUUAAAGAUAUAAAUGAAAUAACCUUAUGUAUCCUUAUCUUCCUAAUUUUCCACCUAAAACAAUGGCCGCUCCCAUCCCCAGUAUCAGCUUAUUUUUUUUUUUUUUAAUUUGGAUAUUAAUAUCUAUUUUGAAAAUGAUUAUAUUUUGAAAAUUACAAAUCAUUAUGUUUAUGUAGUAAAUAUAUAUAUUUAAUUAGUAUACAAUUUUGAAAAUGUAAAUAAGAUUCAACAAACUAUUCUAUAACGAUUAAGAAAAUCAAAAUCGUAUAUUUACUUAAAAUAAUAACCAACAUAAUGGAAUACCCAUUUUUAACAAGAUAAAACUAUAAUAAAUUAAUGUACAGGACGGUAUAAAUUAUUGUAUAUACCGUUUGUUUAAUGACUACUUAAGGUUGCCUACAUAUAAUUAAUUAUUUGGAGUUGUUUGGUUCUCAUUUGGUCCGUAUUUAUUUUGAUACUGAAUAAUAAAAACACUGCAACGAAUUAUAAAACAAAAAUUAGCCUCUACGUAUAUACAUAAAUGUACGGUUUGUCAGGUUAAUGAAUGUAAUAUCAGUUUAGUUAGUUGAAAACAAAGUUAACUAGUUGACACGUUAAAUGUUAAUUGCUCUUAAAAGUUGAGUUGAAAGUUUAUUUGAAAAUUGCAUCAAGUUACAUAAAUUAUGAAUAAAAUUGUAUUGACUCCGUAAAACCGUUCGAAAAUUAUAACACGAGAUUCAACAUAUUAAGUUAUAGUAUAAGUGUUGAUUCAUUGAUACAAAACUGUUGAGCAUAUUAAUUGUGUAGUCGUUUUUUUAUAAGGGUUUAAGUUAAAAUUCUUACGAAAAUCAUUAAAAUCACACAAAUUUCUAAAUAUUUUCAAACAAACUUUGAUAAGAAUCAUUUUUAUUAGCAUUUAUAUUAAAUAAAGUAAAUAAACAUAUACAUAAAAAUAAAAUAAAUAAAUGAACCAAUGCAUCGCCCGGUGUAAUAUGAUGAGUGUGGUUUACGACCGGUUUCAAAUUAAAAAUGCAUACAAUACAUUUUGAAUGUGAUAUACCUGAUGAUGAAUUUUUAAUUUGAAACCGGUCGUCUAACAUACUCAUUAUAAAAGUCCAGGCGAUGCAUUGAUUUAUUUAAUUAUUUUACUUUUAUGUAUACAUUUUUUAUUUAUAUAUGUAUUUACUAUGUUUAUUUACGAGUAUUAACCAUUUUAAUGAAUUUGUUUUUACUUAAUUAUUUUGUCAUAUAAUUAAAUUACCCUACAUAUAUAAAUCCUUCCAAUCAUCCAUCCACCCAACAAUAAUUACUUAUUAAUUUUUUGUUGGAAAUUAAAAUAAACAAUUUUACAUUAAUUGUCACAGUUAUAGGAAUUACAAACGAAUUACACGUAGAAUUUGUGUCUGAUAUUAUCAUUUUACAUAUUCGAUACUGACUUUCAAAAAAAAAAAAUAAUAAUUUUUUCCAAUACCUGUGUUUAGUGUUAAACGGUAGCUAUUUUUCGGAAACAAAUACGCAAUAAGUAUAUACAAAGUAAAACUCAUAUAAUGGGUAGUUUUCAUAUUUUUACGAAAACUAUUAGUAGUUUAUUGAAAGUGUUUUUUAAGUUACCUGAACAAAUAUUCAAGAAUGAACUUUGUCGAGCACCAUCUGGGUUCAAUUCUCUAUCCAUAUAUCAUAUAGUUUUCUACACAAGAAACUUUAACAGAAGCCAUCUCUCGAAAAAUACAAGAACACUUGACUCAAACAAAAAAAAAAAAAAAAACGUUCUUAAUUCCAAUAGAAUUAUAUAUUAUUCUCAAUAGUCGAAUCUUCAUGAUACAUUCUUAGUGGCGUAGCUAUGGGAAGGAAUACAGACAACUAUUUGUAUUUUUUUUGUGAUAAGGUACUAUUUUGAAUUCAUUAUGCUUAUCGAAACAUGAUUAACCGAACUUCAUUUAAAACUGUUAAGCUACUCUACCAACUUCCCACUUAAACAGAAGUCUGCAGUACACCGUGUACUGGAAGCGUAGUGUAUAUCAUACAAAACAUCAACAAUUUUUUAGGGUUUUUCGCCCCUCCCCAACUCUCAAAUGAGAAAUUUUUUCUACGCCACUGUAUAUCCUGUAUAUAUAUAUAUUAACAUAGGUAUUUAAUCAAAUUUGUUUACUAUAACUCAGCUCGAUGAGCUUUGUACGUGACAUUAGAGCUCACGUCUAGUAUAAACUGUAUUAUUUAAUUAAACUAGAUUGCACAGAAUAAAUAAAUUAGAUUUUUUUCGUUUUUAACACAAUUAAAAAUGUGUAUCAUUUUGAAAAAGAAUAAUUUUAGAUUAAUGAUUAAAAUAAAAGGUUGUAACAUAAACUGUUUUAUUUUCAUAAAAUAUUGAAAUUUGUGUUUAUUUAUUUACAAUAUAUAUAUUAAUCUAUUUUUUUUAAUACUGAUUUUAAUUGCAAUAAAAAUGUACGUAUCAGGUUAAAUUUUAAAUAAAUGUUCCUUUGAAGAAUGUUUUAGAUAUAAUAAAAAUAAAAAAAAGAGGUUUUCAAAACCCUUUAUUUUCUCUUUGAUAAUAUAUAAACAUAUUAUUGAAAUUUGAAAAAGUAUUUCAUAAAAAAUGUCUCUUAAUAUAAAUUUUAAUAUUAUAUUCGUUUCUCUGAUUGUAUAUGAUUUCUCACUCAAAUAUUAAUUUAAAAACAAUAUAUCCAAAUAAAUAAACAAAAUAUAAUUUUUUUUUUUUUUUUAAACGGAAAUUUUUAAUUAUAAAAAAUAUAAUUUAAUUUUGAUCAUUUUUUUUCCUCAAAUAUUAAGGUAAGUAUUGGUAAUUUUUAGAAAAUAUAUUACAUAAUUGUUUAUAGCUUUCCAGUGAACAAUAAGAAACGUGGGGUAGCAAUUAGUUUGAUCAACGAUGUGCCUUUAUAUUUCGUGUUAAAAACACUUUUUAAAACAAUAUAUAUAUAUAUAAACUUGUUGAAAAAGUUUUAUCCUAUAGUAACUUUAUUGUAGAUAGAGUUAAUUGAAUAACAAAUGUUACCUUAAAGACUGCCAGUUAACAAUGUCUCAUGCAUUAUUGUUUUUUUUGAAAAUGACAAAAAUCUAAAACAAGAUGAAAAAAUUCCGAAUACAAUUUUAAAAUGUAUGGUAGUUUUUAAUUUAGAAAAAAGUAAAAAUAACAUACCUCCUUUCUCGCUUUCUCUAUCAUUGUCCAUUAUAGCCAUCAAAUAUUAUAUAGUACAGUAGUAUAUGUAGUAUAAAUUUUAAUCUAAAUAAUACUUGUUUAUCUUUUAUCUUAUCUUUAUGGAAAUAUCGUUAUCUAUGCGAGGAUUAUCUUAGAUUUAAAAAAAUAUUAUCCUUUUAGUAAUUAUCUAAAUAAUUUAUGGUUCAUAAACGAAAAAAAAAUGUGUCAAACCAUAGUAGAAAUUAGUAAGUAUAAUAAAUUGUAUAUGUAUAUUAUAAGCUUUACUUUCACUUAAAAAUCCAAUGUCAUUAUAGCUAUAGAUACCAGAUAAUGCACUUUGCGUUUAUAUACUUAUUUUAAACGUUUAAAUAAACAUUGAAACAAUCUCUGUUAUUGUGAUUUCAACAAUAGAAAAUAUUAAAACAAAUCAUAAUCUUUUUUUCUAGAUUAAUUCCCCUUGCCUGUUAUCUUCUUUAAGAUUGUAUAAAAAUGCUGAUACUACUGAGUACUGAUUGGUGUAUUUAAAAGGGACGUUGGAAGGCAGGAUAUAUGAAGAGUAAUUUAAUUAUUAUUUGUAUACUACAACAAACCAUUUAUAGCAAAGAGAACGAGCAGAUUAUUAUUUGUCAUAUAUUUCCUCUUGUUGCCGAACAAAACAAACAAAAAUUUAAAAAAUAAUUUCCAGUUUUUCCCAUUUAUUAAUAAUACCACAAGAAGAAUUAAAAAAAUGUACCGUCAAUGUGCCAGCUAGAUUAAAAAUGUUACAAGACAGUUUCUAUAACAAUAUUAAUUGGUGCAAGAUUUCUAUUAUAAAAGUUCUUUACAGGCUCUAAAAAAUGAGUUGAUGAGCUACAUAUGGACGGGUGAGGACACUGUUGUAGGUUGGAAGUUGGAAAGGUUAGAUAAAAAGAUACAUUUCUCUAACAAUAAGUUAUUAUUUAAAAGUAAUAAAUCGAAUUAAAUCUCUUGUUAUUUUUCGAUUGAAGCAAUAUUUCUAGUAGAAAACAUAGUUUGAAAAAACUAAAAACAAUGGAAUCGGUAACACCGCGACGUGCCGUAAAUAUUUACCGUUUCACCUAUGAAAUUCUUUCCGGUUUUUUCAAUUAUUUUGAAUACCACUUAGAAAAUCUAAAAAUGACCUACCUAAUGUGCCGUGAAGAUAAAAUUAUCUUUCGAAUAAGGCGCUACACUCUGUAAAUCGGAACACGAUUUCUGGUAAAAAAGUUUUUCACAGCAGAAAAAAAAAAUCGCACAUGAUAUUAAAACGCAAUGGAUCCCUCGUUAGUCUCCGAGUAUAAAACACGAUCACGAAACCGAUACAUUCCCCGCUUUACUCGGAAUGUGAUAUUUGUUAUUGCCUUAAUCUGUAUCUAGAUGAUUUUCGAACCAUUAUCAUAAAUAUCCGUUUUCAUAACAACAAUACGAAUGUGUUUAUUAACUUAUUAAGUGCUCGUUUAACGGGUCACAAUUAUUUCGUAGGUACCCACUAUUUAAAUCAAAUUGUCCGCCGGAACUACGCGAACAAUGUACCACGCGUUUUACUCGUGGAAACGUAUUAUUAUUAUUAUCAUUUCAUUUCUUCGCGUCAUUAAACUCGUGAGAGAAGGGGGGAGGGGAGUUUUUGUAUAACACGUAUAACCAACGUAAUAUUAGAAGUGGCAUUAUCAUUAACAUAUUAGACGCUUUGCAUACUAUUAAAAGGUAUUGUAAUUUCAUUAGCGUUUAGAGCCGAUGUAGUGCCUUUGUCUCUACAAUAAUAAUAAUAAUAAUAAUAAUAAUAAUCGGGGACGAGACAAAUACAUUGUUUUAGCCCGAUACGACUCGGAAGUAUUACGUUAGCAUUAGCUAUUGUUGUAUACCACGAAUACAGAAUAUUAUCACAUAAUUGACGUUCAUACGUCUUUGUGAAUGUAACCGUCAUAAAAUAAUGUCCGUAAAGCUGUUUUGUGAAUUAUCAUUUCCGUGAUACAUGCUAUCAACUUUUAUUAUAUCUAUAUCGAGUGCAUAUGCAGAAAACAAUUUAUGGCGGGGUUCAUUGGUGAAUACAAAUUAAACAUUUUAAUCCUUAGAACUGGGUACCAGGUACUAUGAUGCAUUAGAAAUAGGUUUCGAUUUGAUACAUUUUUUUUUUUUUUUUUUUUCGUCGACUUAUGGGUGACAUUGAUGACAAGGAUGCAAAUUAUACGGUUAUUAUUAGUUAAUUUGGUCGCCACGAACAAAAAUAUAAUUUUUCAAAUAAAUUAAUUAUUGCGCAACGACGGUUAACUUAAAUGUGUUGGCUGGUGGAAACGGGGUGUCGCAGAGAGACGAGGGUUUUUUUUCGUUCAAUACUACGCACGAGCGCACAGACAGCCACUAGGUAAUGAAAUAAAAUAUUAUAAUAUAAUUAUUAUAUUUAAAUAUACGUUUAGCAUUAAAAUUUCCUUAGAUGUAUCUUAUAAAGUACUGGUUUGUUUUUGUUUUUCUUUUUUUUUACACCAACAAAAAAUGCCUGGAAUUUAUAUAGAGAUACCAUGGCCAAAAAUUUAAGGUCGUACAACUCGUCCUCGUAAAUGUUCCGCUUAAUAUUUAACCAAAUAUUUUGAAAAGCUGCGGCAGUAAAAUCGAUCACUGCUAGUUAUACUUUUUUAAAGUUGAUCACGCAAUAUUAUUUCUGUGCCGUUAACAUUUUAAAUUAUUAUUAUCGCAAUGCUACAGUAAAUUUCCAAACUAAAAUUUACAUAAUUAUAAUAAAAUAAUAUUUGAUCCGACUGCAUAUGUACCUAUGGUUUUUUUAAAAAAAAUAAUGUUUUCAAUUCAUUUUGAUCUGUAUACACUAUACAGGUAUAAUCCAUUAAAAAUGCAUAUUUCAAAUGUUGUAAAUUAUAAUAACUAUCAAAGUGUUUGAUGUAUCGUCACGUAUUAUUAUUAUAAAACUGGUAUUUUGGCUCGAAAAAAACCGUGUUAUUUAUUAGGCAAUUGUGACGGGGAAAAAAACUGAAAAUGUGGCAAAUCGAUACAUAUAAUCAGGUUUAAUCUGGAAUUCGUAUUUUUUUAUACUAUUUUUUAUUAAUUAUUAGUCUACAUAAUAAUACUUUGACAUACAGAACGAACAUACUAUACAAUAAUUUUUGUAACUAUGGGUAUUACCUAUUUAUUUUUAUAAAAUGGAAUUUUAAAGGAUAGUUGUUUCAUUGAGUUUUUUAAACGUUUCUCAAAUUAAUUAAUUAUCUACCCGGUAUUGUUUGAACAAACCUUAUAUAAACACAAACAUUAACGUAAUAUUUAUGUUCUACUUUCAUGUUAAAAAUAUUAAGUAAUCUUUACUGGAAAUUAGAAUUAUCGAUAAUAUGAAAAGUAAUAUGUAAUGAAACAAGCGUAAUCUUUUAAUUUUAAAUAGGUAUUGGUAUUAUUAAAAAAGUAAAAAUCCGUGUAUUUUAAGAUAAAACGAGAAAUAUGCACAGAAUUUCUUUCAAUCGAAAAAGUAUUUUCAAAGAAAAAACGUCCUAGUAAAAUUAGUUAUUGCUUUUUCGUUACAAUCAGAAUCCGAAAAAUCCAAUCGAAACAAUUUUGUAAAAACUAUAUAAAUUUAGAAUACUUAUAUUAUAGGUCCUUAAUUUGUAUAAACAUUUUACUUAAAUGUUGUUUUUAGCAUGUAAAUAUUCUUAGCAGAGUGAGGAAAGUUAAUAAGAUAAAAAUAAUAGAAGAGACCUGAAAUUUACACAGGUUACUUAUAUUAAUUUUUUUUAAACGUGGUAUAAUAUUUAAAAUUAAUAAUUGUAUUUUCUGGAUUAUUUAUAGACAAUUGACACGUUCGAUUUUUUUUUUUUAGCAUUUUCUUGGUGAUUACAAACAAAUUAUUUUACCAAAAAGAAAUGCUUGAAAAUUUAACACGAUAUAAGUUAUUUGCUAUAAAUUUAACUCAUAGGUGAAAAAAUAAUAAUAAGUUGAGUGUAAUGUAAUAAUUAUUUUUUAAUGAGCAUUUAAUUUCAAAUUUGAACAUAUAUCAUUAAAAUUACGGAAUUUCAAAACAUGUUUAACCAAUCUUCGCUCAUAAUCGUUUUGCAAAAUGAUUUAUCGUUGUGUACGUGUGAAUUAAAUUAUUUUAUGUUGCCCAGCUUCCUUCCCAACUUCCUACCUAAAACAGUUAUUCACCUACUCUCAGUGUCGUUUCUUUUUUAAUUUUGUUGUUAUACGUCGGGUGGGGUGUAGAUGUUCAAAUAGGGUAGGGUUUGUAUAUUUAAUCCUCAUCGCAAUAUGUCGGCCACAAUAUGAAUAGUACAACCUACAACAUUAUUAACAAUUAUGAUAUUAUAACGAUAUUACACUUACUAUUUUUGGCAACAAUUACCUACAUCACUUCAUUUAUAAUAAUACGAGAUGAAUGGGCCCACGUAGUAUACUAUGAUGGGCGUGUAUCAUAUUAUUAUUAUCACUUGUCGUUGGUAUUUACUGUGUCGGCCGGAUUAAGAGAUAACCAGCUGUAUUACUGAUGUUCGACCAUCAUAAUAAUAUUUCAACAAUUCCUUUUGUAAAUAAUAGCAUCACUACCACCAAUAUAAUAUUAUACAGAUAUUAUUGAUCUACCAUACGCAGAGUUCAACAGUCUUGAAACCAUCACUGCCCUGUCCUUUGUGAUCGAUUCCAGGGAAUUUAUGUAGUUAGUCUGUAAAAUAGGUAAAUACUUGGGUACAUCCUCUCGCUCAAUCAAAUCGAUUCAAAACGUAAUUAUUUUACAACCGGCUGUCAUUAAGAUUGAACGUGGGCAUAACGAAUGAGCGUUUAUUUAUUUUUUUUAUGUCUGAAAAAAUCGAAAAAUCGGCAACCUUAUUUGAUUUUCAUAUAAAUUACAUUCAAACCUCGACUGUGUCACGCAAUUCAUCAAUCUAUACAUUAUUCGCUGUGGCGGUUUUACUGUUUAGGGGGAGGAGGGGGAGAAUGAGCAAAUCGUCCCUGUUGAGUCGUGACUUCUUACAAAAAUAAGAAAUAAAGAAUUUUUCGGUAAGAACAUUUAUAAAAACAUGCAUAUAUUAUGAACUUUGACAUUAAUAUUUAUUGUAUUAAAUAUGGCAUUCAAUUUUUCACGUAUUAAUUACAACAAACAUUAAAUUAUGUAUUAUUUUUUGUUUUAUUCUCUAAAAAAUGAGCUGCUUAGCUGCUGAUAAAAAAUUGGAAACGUGGGAUAGUUAUUUUACUUAUAUCUGUAUAAACCAGAGAUUCCCAACCUUUUAUGACACGCCCCAUUUUGAAAAUAAUUUAAAUUUUGGAAAACCACAGUAUUAUCAACGACCCUUUUUUUUUGUUCAUUUCCAUUUCUGGACGAUUCAUAAAGUUUGUUCAGUCUCGUACUCUCAUUUGCAAGUACUUAUAGAUCCAAUUUGCUGGUAAAAUAUUAGUCCACAAAAAAAAAAGGAUUUAUAUUUUUUAACUAAUACCUAUAUUUCGUACAUUUUACCGUUUUUCCUAUUGUAUGAGAAAACUCCUUGAAAAAUCAAAAAAAUACCUCCCUAAAGUAACUUCCUAGUCCGAUUUUCUUUCAGAAAAAGUGUUACACUUGUAAAUCGAAAUAAGGUUUCUGAUAUAAAAAUUAUUCACAGAUAGAAAAAAAAUAUACCAUUGUAAAACCAUUACAUUCGCGGUUUACUCAGAAUCUAAAAGAUUUAUUAUUUAAAAAUAUAACGUGAUCCAUUAAAAAUAUGAUCGCGACCCACACUUUGGGAACCUCUGAUAUAAACAGCAAAAUAUUUUUAACGAAAACCUAUUCUGAGUGAAGUUCAAUUGAGCAUGUUUUGAAAUGUCAUGAUUUUUUACUAAUGAUCACAAAAACUUUAAAUUUACAAUUAUUUAUAAAAAAAAUUGUUUCACCUUUAGUUAUAACUUAAAAUAAAUCGCAUAUUAAAUCAUUGUUAUCAUUUAUUCUCAUUCAAAAAACCCGCGAAAGCCGUACGAAGCAAUUUAUGUUUUAAUAUUCCAAUUUUUAUGAAUACGAAACAAUUUUAAAUGUAUUUGUAUAUUAUAAGUAGAUGCAUCAUCAAUUCUUUACUUGUUUUCGUACAGUUUGGUUUAAGUACAUUCAUUGCUAUGAAAAAUAUAUACAGUUUACAUUGGCAUACUUAGAACUGUUUUUUAAAAUUACAUUUUUUACUACCACUUACAAAUAAAAAUAAAAAAUAAAAAUAGAUAAUAUAAUACUGACUUGUACGUCUUAUGUCUUGAUCCCGAAAACACGGUCUUCGUCAAAGUUUCAAAGUUUUUGAGUCACACAAAUAUUAAUUAUACAACUCAUACUUAGGUGAUCGAAAAGAAACAAGCGACCAACAUCAAAUAGAACCCUCCUAUUUGACGUUAACAGAUAUAUAUAUCUGUUUGUAUACUAACUUUUAUUUUUUAUUCCUUUUUUUUCCUACGCGUAUAAACACAGCAGACCUUUUAAAUCAAAUAUCGAUCUGGUCUUGUACGAGCAUAGGUACGUAUAUUUCAACGGAGCAUAACUACGCGUUUGUGAAUUAGUUAUUGCCGGACAUAAAUAAACCGUCCGGUCUAAAAACUAAUGCGCAUUUAUGCACUUUCACUUAAAUUAAAAUCAGACCCCGGAGUAUUUAUUAUACUAGGAAGUUAAAAAAUUUAAAGUAACCGGCCUCUUACGGGCGCAUUUAUUUUAAGUGUCGUUUCGUUUUGGUUUUUUUUUUUUUUUUUUUUAUGGUUUAAUACCAUUCAUCAAUCAACAUUAUACUUUGAAAAGAAAAAUACAAUACACUUUUAGAGUUAACAUAACUAAAUAAUAAUAAUUAUUAUUAUAUUACACUUGCGAAUUAGAAAAAUCCGAUCAUAUAUAUUUAUAGUAUCCGUGUAGUCAUAUCAAACCAGAAAAUAUAAAAUUAACUUAUAAAAAUCAACUACAACAAAACGCCCAACUUUUUUUUUUUUAAACAUUAUGUAUAACUUAUAAUGAAAUGAAAGUAUUUCUGUUUUGUCCAACAGUUAAAUUUGUAUAUGGUAUUACCUACCGAAUACAUUUAAAAAAAAACUUGGAAAAAAGAUUAAAUCUGAGCUCAGAGAGCUGAUAGUAUUUCUAAGAUGUCUGAUUUUUUUUUAUCUGUAAACAAAUUUUCAAUCAGAAAUUAAAAAAUUACAAGUGGCCUUUUUUAUUUCAUUUUGGUAUUUAAGAAGUCGUUUCUUAUGAUUUUCCAAAUUGAUCAGAAUAAAUUCAACCUAAAAUAUCGAUAUUCAAAUGAAAGAAAAUGUUGUUUAAUUGGUAUAUAUAAAAGCCGUUCUUUGCAUAAAAAUUUAACUCGAUGUUAAUUAUAAGUUAUACUUAGAGGUCAAUAAAAAAAAGUUAGGCUUAAAGUUGUUUUUUUUACAUGAUUGGUGUUUAAGAUCAAUUUUUUAUGAAAAUCUUAAAAAUUAUAGCAUUUCUGAACAUGGAUAACAGAAUCGUAUUUCUUUAGAUCUACAAUAGUGGCAAACCCAUUAUCAGUAUCAGAUCUUUUCUUUUUCGUAUUUGGUUUUGGCAAAAUUAAAAAUAUUUUACAGAAUGGGUUCAUACAUUUUUUCUUAUUUCUGUUCGAGAAUUAGAUUGACUUAUAAAAUUCAAAAUUAUUUUCUUAAUUACAAUAGUUCAAUAGGUAUCAAUUUUAGGUCAUUAUCAUUAUUGUAUAUUUUGAUCACAAUACCGUUUUUGGAUACAUUUACAACACGCAAAUAUAACAGCUCUUUUUCUUAUACGUAAACGACUAUGGUUUAUUAUAAUAUUAUGAAUAUUCCUAUAGAGUUAAAUAUUUGAAUAUAAUUAAAAAAUAAUGACGUGUACAUAAAAUUAUACAAAAAUUAUUGUAAAUUUGAAUUUUGAAUAAAACAUAAGAUCCAGAACGACCCUAUUAAACAACUUUCUGUAUCUCAUUUUGUUUAUGUUGUUCCUAGUUUAUAUAAUAUACAUACCAUUCCUAAACGUAUUAAAUAUUUUAAUUAUUUUUGGGGUGGAAGAGUAUUAAAAACGCAAAUAUAUUUUUUAUUUAUAUUUGUAUUUUUUUCAAUAUGUCGUGUAUUUAUUUAUUCCGAGAAUUUUAAUCAAUCAUGGUUUAGUAUUCAGUUUCCUAAUACAUGUAAUAUUUUUAUUUUGAACUAAAGACGGUAAUAGUGAUAUUAUUAAAUUUUUGUUUUGUAUAAUAUAUAAAUAAUAUAUAUUUUAUUACCAACAGAUCAUCCGGGAAGAUUCUUAGAGCACUGGAUCUUAGCUACAACCAGUUGGAUAAAAUUCCUCUAAAAUCAUUCUCGAGCAUUACAAAUUUAGAUUGGCUAAAUUUACACGGGUAAUGGUUGUUGUAAUAUUUUUAAGAGUAGCAAUCAAGAAUAAAAUAAAAAAAUUUUUUUUCUUUUAGUAACAACAUCGAAACAGUCGAAACUCAGUGGAACCAUUUGGAAAAUACCUUGCAACAUUUGUUUAUUGGUGAAAACGAUUUAGUAUCGUUUCCCGAACACUUUUCAAAACUGCGUACGCUUUCCAGUCUAAAUCUAGAUAAUAAUUUGAUUACGUCAAUUCCACCAAACGUCAAAACACCGCCAGCUCUAGAGACGUUAAGUAUAUCAAAUAACUUCUUACAUGAAUUCCCGGUGUCUCUCCUAGAGACAGGAAUAACGCUAAAUAGAUUAUACAUGAGAGACAAUUAUAUCGAAAACGUGACGAAUAUCAUACCAAACAGAUUCAUCAAUCUACAAGUUUUGGAUCUCGGUAUGAACCGGUUAGAGAGUUGGUCUGGUCAAAUUUUUGGCGGACGUUCGGUAGUGCAAACCCUACACUUAGACAUGAACCGACUGGAGUUCCUGGACGCAAAAGCAUUUGAUGGAUUACGAUCAGUGCGUAUGCAUUUGUCGCAUAAUAAAUUAAAGAAUUUGGAUCAUAGAACAUUCGAAGGACUCGAACGAAUACUAGAGUAUUUAGACUUAGAACACAAUAAUUUGGGAACAAUACCCAAAGCGAUAAGAAUUUUAAAAAAUCUCAUGUUUUUGUAUCUGUCGUCCAAUGAUCUCGGUGAACUGGAUCCAGCAGACUUCACCGGUGUAUCAUCGACCUUAAGGUCACUUUCUCUGGCCGGAAAUCGUCUGACGGAAAUUCCCACGAUCUCUUUGAUGAACUGUACUAACCUGUCACAUUUAAAUUUAGGAUACAAUUUCAUAAGAGAAAUAAAAGAAACUGAUUUCGGUGAUUGGGCUAUGCACCUGGAUACACUAUUACUGAUGAACAACAAACUGAAAGAACUUACCGGGAAACCGUUCAAAAAUAUGACGUCACUCCGGGUGUUAAGUCUGUCUUUCAAUAAUAUCCAUUAUGUUGAACCUGAUGUACUUUUGGAUUUGGCAAAUUCUUUAGAAACAUUAGAAAUUAGUUUUGGCGUCUACUAUGAUAACUUUCCAGUUAAGAUACUGAGACAUCUGAAAUCUUUAAGGUGGCUGGUACUCGACAAUAAUGAUAUUUCAUAUGUACCUGUUAAUUCGUUGCAUUCACUCGACAGUCUUCAAUACCUUAACAUGGAAUCUAACCGGAUAUCUGUUUUGGUUCCAGGAACAUUUAGCUCUUCUAAUCAAACUUAUCUACGCGAAGUACGAUUGAAUCAAAAUCACUUAAUGUCUUUGGAACCGAAUACGUUUUCCGGUCUACAGCAAUUACAGACGGUUACCGUAUCCAGGAACAAAAUAAUCGAAAUCAUGUCACAUGCAUUUAAAGAUCUUCCAAUAUUGCUCAACAUCGAUUUAUCAUUCAACAAAAUCGAAUACAUUCAGCCGUCUGCAUUCGACUCUUUGCCCGGUUUAAAACGUCUUGAUUUACAAGGGAACCAGUUGAAAGAAUUAAGAAUAACAUCGUUUAUAAAUUCUACAAAUUCAUUAGCACCAAUGUCUUUGAACGUAUCAAACAAUUGUAUCGAAAGAAUUCCUGUCGACGACUCAAAGACGGCGGUACACAUAAGUAUCCUUGACUUGAGUCAUAAUAGUUUAGAGUUCGUCCCGUUAAAACUACUUUAUCUAAUAUCCAACUCUCUCCGAAACUUAUAUUUGGACUACAAUCGUAUUGCUAAAGUAUACAGUUCUGACUUCUCGAACUUGACAAAUCUAGAAGUACUUUCAAUGACCGAAAACGGUAUGAAAACGGUAGCGUCAAAAGCAUUUUUUAAUUUAACUUCUUUACAAAUACUUUAUUUAUCCGACAAUAAUAUCGAGAAAUUGUCGUCUGAGCAGUUUUCCACACUACCGAAACUCAGGGUGUUAUCCUUGGCCAGGAACCGCCUAAACAGACUCAGUUUUGGUGUAUUAUCAGAUAUGCCAUUGGAGUAUUUGGAUCUUUCCCAUAACGAAUUGUUAGCUGUGCCGACCGGGGUGCUACAGAAAACUGGCGCAACACUUAGACAUCUUUUAUUGACCGAUAACCGAAUAGAUCACGUUGAUGGAACGACUUUCUCCGACGUACCUAAGUUGACUAAUUUGAGUUUGUCGAACAAUAAGUUGACGAUUAUCCCGGAUAAUACAUUCGUUGGACUCACCAACCUUGUUUCGUUGGAUUUAUCAUCGAACAACCUACGAGCCAAUUUUAAAGAACUAUUUCAUUACGUGCAAAAUGUUAGGCAUUUAAAUCUUGCAGACACAGAACUAAUCGAAAUGCCACCGCUGCCGCUUCCUAGCCUGGUUUCACUACGGUUAUCCAACAAUAAACUGGAAAAAAUUCCCAAAUCAUCAAUGGAAAUGCUCUCUCAGCUUAAGACGUUAUACUUAAAUGACAACAAGUUGACAUCGUCUCCGGGACACAUAUGGCCAUCAUUACCGUCGUUAAAAACACUGGAUCUAUCUUCCAAUCCAAUAAAAGUAAUCAUUUCAUUUUUCUUUGCAUUUUAAAAAUCUGUAAUCCUUUGUAUUAGACACAUGUACAUUUUCUUAUUUUUUUCUGUUAUAUCCUCGAGUUCUAUUUACGCUUAUCUCAAAGUUAUUUAUUUAAUCUUAAUUUCAGACGAUAACCAAAGCGAGCUUUUCAGGGCUGACUCACCUACAGCAUUUACAAGUCCAACGGCUCAAGUACUUAGACCGGUUCGACGCGGGAUCGCUUUCCAAACUGACCACGCUCCGGUCGCUGGCAACUGACUGGCACCAUAACCUUGGAGAGAUCGUUUGUGCUGCCGUCCAGUCAAUACGCCGGUUAUCGGUGCACGUGAAUCGGCCUCGACUGGUUGGGUCUUUAGUAAAAGGCUGUGGCCCGAAAUUAGAAUCAGUGGCCAUCACCGGCUCACAGCUCCGGCAAGUGGACCCGCAGGCAUUCGUGGGUCUCGAACGUGGAGCCGGUGAGGGAUUGACCAUUAGCAUCCGGCAUACGGCUGUCGAGGACUUGCCGGUUGACCUGCUACUUCCAUUGGUUGGCAUCCCAAAACUUGCGCUCGACUUGACCGGCAACAAACUCACUUCGCUCAACCCGUUGACCGUCUACUCCAACUACACCACAUGGGAAAACUCCGGUACAAAUAUCCUGAAAGGUAAAUACAGCCGAAUAGUUCCUAAUACUUUAUUGUGACAGUUGAUGGGUGGUGGAAAUAAUGUGCUCGAGUGUUAGAGAACUGAAAUAUUGUAAUUUAUGUCAUCUGAUCGAAUAGGUUGUUUUAGUUUUGUCAUAAAAUAUUUUAGUAUCUAAAAUGUCAUUGAUAAAAUUAUAUGUUAUCAAAAAUUCGAGUUUCUCGUAAAUCUUCAAUAAUUUAACACACAAUAAAAAAAUGUUAAAAUUGAAUAAUGCCUCUUAAAUAUUAUAAUACAAUAUUAAAUGCAUAAUUAUUAUGCUAGGAAGGUAAUUAUAUUUCUACCUUUGACUAAACGAAAAACCAUUAAGUUCAAUAACAUUUCGAAUAAUUUAACGAAGUUUUUUUUUUUUUUUUAGAAUGUAGUACUACUAGGCAUAAUAUUUUAUACUAUUUGUGGGGGAAUUUAUAAUAAUAAUCGCUAACAUUUCAAGUGGUUACCUGAUCAUGCGAUUUUUUUGAAACAGAAGGGUAGGGGCUAGGAAGAGCACACAAGUAAUUUAAUUGUUUCUUAACAAAUCACCCUUUUUAGGUUAUAAUAUAUUGUGUGGUCAAAUCAAUUAAUAUUUUACGUUUAAGACUUUAAGAGGUGUGUGUAGGAACAGUAUAGUUAAACCAAACACGUGUAAUGGUUAACCGCGAUUAGGUACAUAUCGUUAUUUCGGACACAGUUUACCGUAAAACUAUAAUUUAUAAUAUAACAACGACAUAAGUUUAGAGAAUAAUAGCGUUUAUAAUUUUCAAUCAAUAAUUUCUCGGAGCAGACAUAUUUCACGAUGCUCCGGAAAAGAAAAAAAAACAGAAUAGUCUUUUGUCAUAAUAUAUAUUGUGUUCUACAAUACAGCUUUAUUGUAUUGACACGUUACACACAUUGCGAACUUUAUCCACUCGAAAACGGUGUUUAAGUUGUAUUUAUCUAGCUAGGUAUAUUUUUAUCCUGUACUUGUUCUGAGAUAAAUAAUUAAAUUGAUUACUUACCUGUAAGUAUUUUGAAAACCCUAAUUUAUUUAUAAGAAUAUAAUGAGUCAAAUAUUUAAUUUAUAACCAAGAAGUUUCUUAAAAUGGGUCUCUUAAACUCUGAGAACAUAAAAUAAACUUAAAAGGAGAUAAAAUUAUAGAACAAGUAGAUGAAUUCAGGUAUUUGGGAAGCACUAUAUGCUCAGAUGGGAUAAAUUAGUAAACAUAGGAAAAAGUGAAGGGAAUAAGCUAAUUCAUAGUGGCACAAAAUAAAAAAUACUAAAUUGUUUAACCUUAAUAAAUAUUAAUCUUAUAGUUAGAACAAAGACGGGCAUAUUUCACACGUAGGUACAGCCGCUGUCAUAGGUGGGAAGUUGGAGAGUACGAUAUAAACCGAAAUUUAAGGUAUAUCUAAAAAUAACGAUAAACCAUUACUAACGCUCAUUACUAAUGAGCGGAGUUCAGUUGAUAGUAUUGUUUUGUCAACAAUAUAUAUUAUUUUAUACUAUGGUAAAAUUAUUACAAAAUGUGCAUUGACAACAAUGAUUAUUUAAAAAACAUCGAAGUAAUAAAAAGUUAAUAAGAACAAACAAUAAAUAAAAACGGUUGCCAAUGACAAGUUUAUUUUAAAUCUUUCAAUCUUUUUCAACCUAAUUAAUCGGGUUUUCCUCAUUAUUUCAAAUACUAAUGAGAAAUUCAAAAAAUGACCUCUCUAAAUUACCACCCAGAAAACAUUUCCUUUCAGAAAAGAUACUAUAUUUGAAAACUGGAGAAAGCUUUCUGGUAAAAAAAUUUUUACGUACAAAAAAAAAUAAACAUCUUUGUANCCUUUCAGAAAAGAUACUAUAUUUGAAAACUGGAGUAAGAUUUCUGGUAGAAAAAAUGUUUACGUACAAAAAAAAAUAAACAUCUUUGUAAAACCAAUACGUUCUUUGCUAAACUCAGAAUCUUAAUAUAUAUUAUAAUAAUAUAAUGGUUUAAUGGAUGAACCAUUAAAUAAAAUAAAUCACAUAACUUUUCUGAAAUGUAUGUUUAUACCAAAUCCACCAUACGCUUUUAUAACAUUUACCACUUAGUUUUUGAUAGAUAACAAAAAAAAAAAAAAAAUUUUUUUAAUUAGAUAAAAAGUUUCUGUUAAUGUAUAUUUUUUCUUGGUAUUUUAAAAUUUAUUUUUGUAAAACACUAUCGAACACCGUUCGAAUUGCAUAUUAUUGUAACAAUUUUUUAUUAUUUUUAUUUUUUUUUUUUUUAUUCAACUCAACCUAAAUAACAUAGGAAUAUUUUUUGCGCAUGGAUGUAUAUUUUCUACUUGAACGAAUAAUAAUAUGAAACACGAUGCGUUGUAUGUUUACCGAAAAAUUUGUUUUACUUAAAACGUAUAUUAUGUGCACAGUGUUAAUAAUAUUUAAUCAGCGACGGAUCACGAUAAAUUAAAAUACUGUGUAAACGGUCUAAUAUUUAUAUACGAGAAACAAUGUCAACUAAUUAAAAAUAUUUACUGUUGUCGAUAAAUUCGCGGAUAAAACAGCACAGUACACAAUAUAUAUUGUUUUUAAAAUGCGGUAACGCAAAUAUGAUCGAUAUUGUUUUCGGCACUCUUGUAUAAUAAUGUUUCUAAUGGUGUACGGACAAAAUCAAAACAUUAUAAUAUUUAUCGGAAAUCAGAAUAAUAAUAUUAUUGUUAAGCUGCUAUCGAAGACCGAAUGAUAGCUAGAUAACCUGCGAAAUUGAAAUCGGGCAUGAGCAAAACAAAACGAAAAAAACACCGAAUUCUAAAAUAACAUUACUCCAAUUCCCGUUGAAAACAAUACUUACAUUAGAACAGGUUAUUGGGUUUGUAUGAUUGUCACGACCAAAUACGUCUGUAUAAACUCGUAACUAACACUACCGUUGACGAAAACUCGAGAGUUACCGUAACAUUGUUUUGGUGUACCUAUGGGAUUUACAUUCCUUUCACACGGCGUAAUAAUUGAUCGAUAAAAACCGUUUUGUUGUAGUUUGAUAAAAUGGAUCGAAAUUCCAAAAACGUACUUUGCCAGAAUGUUGCCGCACACGGGAAAUCUGAAGCGGAUAGCGGCUUUUAAUCGAGCUUUAAAUUAUCAAUACAUUUUUUUCCGUAUAGAAUAUAUGAAAAACGCAUUUUACACCACACUCCUUAUGAGUUCCCGUGAAGUUGGAAGGAAUUUACGUUAUUUUAAUACAUGAGCUGUUUGACGAUUGACGCUUUGUAGGACGGGGGUCGUUCGGGAAAAACGAGAACCGAAUGUGAUAUAAUACAAAAUAAAACAGUCAAAUUGUAUAAAAACUAACCAUCAUUUUCUGAUUUAGUCCGCGUAAAAGUAGUGUGAUCUUUCCGAUUGUUUCACUUUUUUCCUGCUCCAAUUAACAUAAUAAUAUUUCUCGAACAACAAACCAUACAAAAAAAGACGUUGUUAGAAAAAUAGAAUAGUGAAUUAUUUUUGUUCAUGGUAAUAUUACUUUAUAUAACUUGAAUUAUCCCUGAAGAAAAAAUGGGGUCAGUCCAAAAUAAUUGCAUAGAAAUUAAUUUCAGAUACACACAUACAAGAUGAUGUACUACGAAAAUAAUUUUUAAUGAAAUAGACUCUUGUCGUUCUCUUUCACAUAUUAUUUUUAUUUUUAUUUUUUUUAGAGAUAAAAAUAAAAAAAACUAAAAUUCAUUAAGUAAAAGAAACAAAAACCGUAAAACCCAUUCAUUUUUUAAUUAAAUGUAAUAAAAAAAAAAUGAAUAAUAAAAAAACUUAGCGCAUUUAAUAGGCCAAACAAAAAAAUUUUAUUUGAUGCCAAAAUAAUUUUGAAAAAGUUGACAAUAAUAUUAUCAUAUUUAUUGAUAAUAAUUAUUGAUCGGAAAUAAUUUUAAAAUUCAAUAUCAGUCAGUUUUUGAUUUUCUACACAGUUUUUUAAUGAUAACAUACUAUACAUUUUUUAUAUAAAAUUAUGAAUCCAAAUCGGAUCAUCUUCAAACUACUAUAAUUUAUCCGACACACUAAAAAGUCCCGUCCUUGACUUCUAACUGAUUUUUGACAUUUACAAUGAACAGAUUUUAACUAAAAGUUCAAUCAGUUUUCAUGUUUAUUAAGUUUGUAUGAGUUUAAUAUGAUUGUUAGAAAACACAUUUACAGUUUCAUUGUUAAACUAACAGGAAAUCUAGAACAAUAACGUUACUUGGAACGUAAAUUGUGCUGAAAAGUUCAAAUACAAAUAACCAUAUUUAAAGAAAACGUGUUUUUCGAGAGAACAUUACCUGAAUCGUUUUUUUUUUUAAAAAAAAAAACAUUGACAUAUAAAGAAUUACAGCUACUAAAAAAAAAAAAAAACUGAAAUGGAACUUUUUUGAGAAAAAGAUUGACAUAGUUCUUUUGGUAUAUUGGACAUCAAUUUUCGCUUAUAUAAAUAAAGACUACAAAAAUAUGAGUUCAAAAUCGAUGAAAUUGGUAAAAAUCAAACUAUAAUUAUAAUAUGUAUACAAAUAUAAUUUUUCAAAUCUAAGUCGUAUUUAUAAAAGAAAAAAGAUCUUAUAUUUUUUUUCUUUUUGUAAUUCUGAAAAAAAAGCAAUAAAUACAUUACUUUUUCUAUAUACAUUUAUAUAUAAUGAUUAGUGUUUUUAUUAGUUUGUAGGCAACUUUUCACGCAAAAAUCUUGCUACGAUUUGUAGGAUAUAGCACCUUCUCUGAUAAGUAAUUCCCCCUUAAUAGUGCGUAAAGGAGGUAAUUUUUUAAUUUUCUAAAGGGAUUAUCAAAAUAUUUGGGAAAAAAACAAAAGAAAAUUAUAAGUAAAAUAGCAAAUAUUUACAGCGAUCCACGGUGUUAACGAUUUUAUUGUUUUUAAUUUUUGCAAACUAUGUUUUCUACCAGAAAUAUUGGUCCAAUUGAAAAUUUACAAAAAAUCAAUUUUUUGAUACGUAUCUAAAGUAUUUUUAUAAGUAGGAAAAAUAAAAAAAUAACGAAUUCUUUUUUUUUUUUAUAAUUACCGUCUUCUACCAGAAAUAUCGCUCCAGUGAAAAAACCACAAAAGACAUUUAUUUGUUAAAUUUUUAAUCUAAUAGGUGACUAAGAAAGUCGUUUUUAAUUUUCCUUGUAGUUUUGGUUAUUGAUUGUUUCCAAAAAAUACUUUGAUUGUAUGGGGAAAUUUACAAAAAUAAUAGUUUUAUCAUUCUAAGUUAGGUUUUGUGAUGUAAUUUAGUUAAAAAUAUUUAUAGAGACAUAACAUUGAGACAGAAAACUUAUUUGCCUUUUCUAGGCAUGAUCAAAUUUUCAACGCAUUUUAUUCAUUGAGAUUCAAAUUUUGUGAGUUUUGUACCUAAUUUUUAUUCGGUAGGUAUAAAAUGUGUAUGAAAUUAUUAGUCUAUACAGAAAUGCUUGCAAUUUAACAGAAGGUUCAUUAUAAGUUGUACUUAGUGGACAACAAAAAUAAAAAAUUGAGUGUGGGUUUUUUUUUUUAUAAGCGUUAGUUUAAUAUCAAAUUUGGACGAAAAUCUUAAUAUAUGACCUUUUAAAACACGUAGAAUAAAUCGUUUUUUGUUAGCAAUGGUUUAUCAUUGAUUACAGAUAUAAAUAACUUUAUGUAUUUCACUUUUUUUCCAACUACCUACCUAAAAGAAUAACUGCACACAUCUCCAGUAUCAGCUCUUUUUAAAUUGUUUUAUUGCUGUUAGUGAGUUAAAAAUAAUAAAUUAUGGACACCUGAAAUUUUUAUCAAAUUCUUAUGUACUAGCACUUUCUCACAUUUUCAAAACAUUCUAGCGAUGUUUGUGCUUUUUUUAGUCAUUUGAAAAAUAGAUCGUUUUUUUUUUUUAUAGUUGACUUUAUUUAUUUAUUGAUUUAACACAAGGUUCAUGAUAUACCUGAUGUACUGAUAUUUUUUUUUUAUGUAAUUCUAAACGUUAAAGUUGUAUUGACAUCGUGAAAACCGCGACAUUUCAAUACGUUUUUCGUUAGCAAUGAUUAAUCUUUGCGUACAAGUAUAAAUUAAAUUUUUCUUUAUUGUAACAUUAUAUUACUUUCCCAACUUCCUAUUUUGAAUGACGGAACGCCCGUCAGCAGUAUUAGUUCUUUUUUUUUUUUAUUUUUUUUUUUUGUUUCGUCUAUCGCGUGUUUAUUGUUACCUGCGCAUUAUUCGAGUCUGCAGCAGUCGUCCGAGUAAAUUUCCUUUUUUUAUUUAUAAUUUACAUUUAGGGUAGAGGAGUUUUUUUUUUUUUUCAGUAGUCUGCGUGAUUGUUUAGUUUGUUUGAAAAUAUAAUAAAUAUAAAUAAUCGCUUAUUCGUUCACGACUACGGAUUGUCGAGCGACCGCGACAAAUGCGUAUAAAAAAAAAAAUAAUAAUAAUAAUAAUAAUAUAAUAAAAGAAGACGAGCGCAUAAAAGACAACUACGACUACACGAGAUCCGAACAAAUUGGAUGGCCAUAGUCGUAUUAUGAAUACAUACACACGUACCUGUAUACAUUUUAAACAAUGUUACACGCGGUUUAUUUGCCGGCCGGUCAUUGUUCGUGCCGCGCAAACAUAAUGGUUUUUUUUUUUUUUGCGUCUACCGAAUAAAAAAAAAACAAAAAAAAAGUGCACUAGAGAGGAAAAAAAGUAUGUACCAGGGUGAUGUGGGAAGCGGGGGUUACUGCUUCGAGUAUUUAGACACUGACACAAGAGUGCUAGUGUGUGCGGAAGUUUGUUUUGUUUUUUUUUUUUUAUUUUAUAUAUACAUAUACAUAGAUAUAGACAGGGUUACACAGACAUACACACUGCGCGCGGUAAAAACUCAAGUGCUGACGAAGUGCCGCUCGAAAAUAAAGAGUGUGUGGCGAGUGCCGGGCGGACCGAGUGUAGUGCGGUGCAGCGGAGGUGUAGUUAUAUUAAAGCGCAUCUGUGCCGCCCGGGGGCUAAGGAUAUAAUAUUUUCCGUCCUCUGCCGCGUGACUUUUUGUCGUGCCGCGUUUUAUUCCCCGCGUUGCCGGUCCCUCGCUCUUGUAAUAAUAAUAUUUUCGCGUAAUAUUAUAUUUUUCACUUUGCCCGUCCGCUUCAUCUACCGUUUUGGUCGAUAAACACACACGCGCGCGCGCGCACACACACACACACACACACACACACACACACACACACUAUCCGCGGACUGUGUACAUAGCGCACAACAGUACGACAAUAUUGUACACCUAUACACAGUGCCACCUCAAAGUGUCGUCGUCAUCGAAACGAUACGAGUAUAUAACAUGAUCCCGUCGUCCGAUUGUUACUGUGAUACCGCGGUCAGGACGGACACGUCAGAGGACGUCCUUGUUUUCACGCCGAGACGGAAAAAAAUCGUAUCGCGUCUCGCCCGUCCGUCUAAUCACGUCUAGUGGCCCUUAAAAUAUUAAUAAAACAAAAUGUAGACGCGUAUCCCUGUUCUGCAUGGCUGAUGCAUUAAUAAAAUGAACUAAAAGCAGAACCAUAUACCCGUAGGUGAAACUAGACAUUUACAUUAGCCCGAGUCAAACGAAAUAUGUUGUUUUUCUGAUGGUUAUCUCAUUCUAGAAUUCAUCAAUAUAUUUAAAAGUAUAUAACAUUACUCAAGAAAACUACAAGUAUUUUAUUACAAAUAUAACACAGUUAUUAUGAAUACGGUUAUUUCAAACUAUCCCGAGUGAAUUGUAAAAUAAAAAAUUUGAUAAAUGAAUAAAUGUUAUUUCUAGCAAUUGAUUGUUCGGUUAUUUCUUAAAAAAAAAUAAAACGAGCCAUGAGGUCAUCCAAAAGAUCGUGCUCGUGGAAGCCAAGACUUUUAUUAAUGGGUAUUUUAAUUUGACUAUGAUAUUAUUAUCUCAAAAUAUCGAUAUUACCAUGAGUUUAACGUUAAACAUCACUAUACUGAUAAUGAAUAGAUUUAAAUGGAUAACUCUGGGUGAAUCUGUUGUUGCAUAAAACUCGUAGCAUUCUGGGCCGGAUUGAGCUGAAGAAUCAUCAAACAAAUCUCACCGGGAUGAUUUGUUUAAUUUCGGGUCGAUAUAAUAGUUGUAUGCGAAUAUAUGGUACGAAAUACGGAAAACUUUUAAAUAAAAAAAUGAAAUCGUGAAUAAUAAUCUGGUCUAAAGGUUGUAUCAAUCAAAACGGUUAUUUUAUUUUAAUUUUUUCGUUUUACGGUGAAAUAUAUUUGACUAUUUAUAAAUUUAGCAUAAAGAAAAUAGAACGUGGUGUCAUACGAAUUCCUCGAUUGUGGGUUGGGCCGUUUCAUAUUAUAACUCGCUCAUAUUCCAUAUUUUACUUCUCGAUACGGCACUAGUAGGGAUUGGCAAGGGGCACGACCUAUGUAUACAAUCAAAACCGUCGCGGUAAUAAUAUUUCGUAAUAUUUGUUUACCUCUCACAGGCUGUUGUUCGCGUCGCCAAUGUUCAUAAUUUAUUUACCUACCGGGCGGCCACGGUUAGAGGAGGUUUUCCAAAUAAUACGACGACACGUGGCCGCACCGAUAACAAUCGCGUCGUGUGAAAUAAUAAUCGGUCACGUGGAACGUAUACGUAUAUUGAGGGGACGAACAAUCGUUUGUAGUCAUUAUCAUAGCUAACAACCAGCAGUAAUAAUGAUAAUAAUCGUAAAAUAUAUGAAAUGUUUCGCUAUAGUUGCAUCAUGAAGGUUUCGCCACAAGAGCUUUUAUCGGCCCCAAAAACGAAUCCGCAAUACUUGAAUACCCCGGAAACGCCAAAAUAUAAUAAUAAUAUUUUUAUAUUAACAAAGCUGGAUACGCCAUACUAGUUAGAAAAUUAAAAUCAAGUUAACAAAUAACUUUCAUUAAUAUAAUUUUAAACUUGAGCGAAUGUGAUACCCUUUCCUAGUGCACAGUGUCAUAGACGGAAUUUCUCAGAUUCUCGAAUGAAAACGAACCGCCUACAACAAGAAAUAACAUAUCCAUGACAAAAUAACGAUAAAAAUAUUUUAAAAUACGACAAAUGGUGGGAACUAUGUUGCUCCUGUGGCUGCUGACUACGCCAAUAGUCCCCUCUUAUAUGUUCAAGAGGUUGCGUGCUAGUAAUUUUCACGAAAUAAUUUGAAAAGAAAAAAAAAAAUAUAUAUAUAUAUAUAUAUCAACUCAGAUAUACAAAUUUAUUAGUCCCAUGUCAUAUUGUCACAAAUAUUUUUCUCGUGAUAUUGCUUCUGUUGUAAAAAAAUAUAUUUUUCAGGUAUAAAUCAGUGUUAUAUAUGAUUUUUAGGUUAACGGAAAAAAAAAAAAAAAACAUAAAUUAUAUUAAUUUCAUCGAAUAUUUUAUUCGAACUAAACUAUAAUUUGGAAAUGUUGGUCAUUUAAAAAGACGACUCCCAAUCUAAUUUCAUUGGUUUUCUUAUAAACACCAUUUUAUAAUCCAAUUUGUUAUUAGUUAGAAAUUUCGAGUAAAUUGCACAACUUGAUAUAUAAUCAACCAAUGUUCUACAAAGAUAACUUUAAAAGUAUUUACAAAAUAAAAAAUAACCUCAUUUUAAUCUAAAUUUAAAAAAAGGAAAUGUUUUAGUUUUAGGUUUUAAAGAAUCAUAAUUUAUUUAAAAAUGAAUAAUAAACAUUAUAUUACAUCAAUAUUCACUAGUCACUACUAAACUGGUUUAUUUAAAACCGACCAAAUAAAUAAUGUAAAUUUAGUUGCUAAGUAUAAGCUUACAAACUCUGUUUUAAUAACUUAAUGGGAUUAGAAAUGGGUUUUUAGAUUUUUCCCAAUUUUAAAAAAUUUAAAAUAAUUUUUUUAUUUUAAAACGAUAACCUUGAUUAUAAGACUUUUUCAUAUUUCUACUGCAUGAAAUCCAUUUAAUAAAAAGAUAAUACGAUGUUUUAGAUAAAAAAAAAAACCAGACAAAACUUUAAGAACUAUAAUUGCGUUUAUUAUAUUUAAAUUUUGAAAACGUAAUCAUGAUUUAGGUUAUUUACGGAGAUACGUUAAAUUAUUUUUAUAUAAAGAAAAAUACUUUAUAAAUUAUAAUUAAAAAUACAAUAGAUUUUUGUUAUGAUAUCACUUCAAAUAAUUAAAUUUAUAUUUCAAACAUAUCCUAGUAAAGAACCUAAUAGAAUUAUAAUACGUUUUCAAAACUGAAAUCAAUCUCAAAUUCUCUUUUUUUUUUUUUUUUUUUUUCAUAGCUUUAAUGUCUAAUUUGACUGAAAUAUAUCGACGCUAUUUCCUUUAGAUAGUUUACGCUAAAAAUUAAUUUAUUCUAAUAGUUAUCUAAAUUUAAAAAACCGGUAACUAAUCAAAUAAUAAACAAUAACCUCGACAAUAAUUGAACAUCAGAAACCAAAUUAAUUAUCUGGGUAAUCAUAUAACUAUUUUAUUUGUUUAGAUUAGAUAACAAAGUAAAAAUAUUUAUCUAGAUAACGGACGACACUGUAAUGGUUUGUCUUUUGUAUGAUGGUUUUUUUUCUUCAGCAUUUUCAACUAUUAUUGCACUAUUUCAUCCGUCACCAAGGUUUUUUUUCAUAAAAAUUAUAAUAAUUGUUGAAAACCAACCGAGAGUAUAAAAAACCCAUACUUCAAAAAUUAUCAAGUGCUAUUCUACGAACGAUUAUUAAUAUUUUGCAAAAAAAUAUGUAUAAGUACUUGCAUAAUAAUUUGUUAUUCGUAUCGCUACCUACCUAAUUCUUCACGGAUAAUAUAAAAUAGCUAUUAAAGAAAAAAAUAAAGAAUAAAUUAUCAAAUCAUUUAUUUUUAUCAUUGUACAGGUAUAAGAUUUUCAACGUUCAAAUUAUUACUUCAAAACAAAUUAUUGAUUUCAUAGGCAUUUUAAAUAAAUAUGAUUUAUUUUUUUAACAAUUUCCUCGUUGGUGCAAAACAAAUGUAUUAGAACGCAAAUAUGAUUUCUCUGUAUAUUAUAGCUGCAGCUGCAGUUUAACAAUUAAAGGUUUUUGCGAGAGACAUGUCAAGUCACUUUUUGGUCAUUUUGAUAUUAUUAUACACUAAAAUUGUAGGCAAUUUUACGCUGCAUCGAUUGGUAACAUUAUUGUUAACAUAUGGGAGUCUCGUUAUCGUGUUAUAUUGAUGUGUAAAAUGAGUCAAUUCAAAAACAGUUAAAUGAUUUCGUACUAAAUUAUAGUCAUUCAAUCCUUUUGAAAACCAAUAUUAUAAUAAUUUAUAGAUUUCUACUAACAAUUUUGCUCCAAUUUAUAAUGAUAGCGAUAUUUCGAAAACGAAAUUCGACUGGGGAGGUACUUUAACGAGAUCAUUUUCCGAUUUUCUCAGAAGUUUUCCCAGCAAAUAUGAAAUACCGGGAAAAACAUAGGAAAAGCGGUUCAACAUUAAACAAAUAUUAUAAAAGAAAAAAAGAAAACCUAUUUAAUUAUUUUAUUACAAUAUGGUAUAUAUAUAUUACUGACAAAGCAUCACUAUUAACUGAACUCAGCUCAGAAUCGUUUUUUCGUAAGCAAUGGUUUUUUUUUUUUUUACCUACUGUUAGUAAGUUAAAAUAUUAGUGGCAAUUUAAUAAUUUAAAAUUUCAAAAACACCUUAUAAUAAAUUAUGCAGGUACACGUUUAAUAGAUUUGUUUAGUCAUUUAAUUACAUAGGUACUAUUUUGGUAAAACCGUUUUUUUCAAAGUUGUUAAUUUACGUAGCAUACAAAAAUAGUAUAUAUUUAUUAGAGUCUAUCAUAAAUUCAAAGAACUUAUUGUGUAAUAAAUUGAGUAAAAUAAAAAUUUAAAAACUUCUCUACAAAAGGUUAUAGUACUAAUAACUUAAAACUUAAAAUAGUAUGAAAGCUCUAGCUACGAUAAAACCAAAUAAAUGGUGUUAUUCAUGUCAAGCCAUAUGUGCAAAAUAUAUAAGUCAGAUACUGUUUGUGUCAUUACUCAUUAGUAUCAGGUCACUUACAAAAGUCCUAAAAUGGUUUAAGAGUUAUAGUUUAAUGAAAAUCCGAAAAUAAAUAGGUUUAUGAGAUAAAAAAAAAAAAAACUAUUGUAACAAAUUAAAAACGAAAAUUAAGGAAUAGAAACAUUUUUAUCUUCUCUUGAAAAAUAAAAAUUUUUGACUAGACACGUUUCUCACAAAAACCGUCACAAAGAAAUUUUGCUCUCGCAGUAUAAUAUUAUAAAACCGAGCCGUAUACAAUAAAUAAAAUUACAUUAUUUCGUACAAUAAUCAGAAAGACGGAAAUAAUAUAGUUAAAAUAAUUAUAAAACAACAUUCGUUUUGAUUGGUUUUGUACUUAAGGCUGUACAGGAGCUUUAAGACGUUUUCAAUUUACAGCGAGCGGCAGGGCGUAGGUAUAUAGAGAGAGGCAGGCGACUACCUAUUCAAAUCGUAAACGUGCCCAUUUUUGGUUAUGAUGAACGGCCCGAGAAAUAAUUCUCAUCAAUACAAUCACCGAAACUUUUUGAAUUUAUAUUCCGUCGAAAUCGUAUUUGCAUAACAUUAUAGGUCGGUAGGUGUAUAAUGUAUAGAAGACAUUUCCACAGACACAUAAACACGUUCGCGGUGGCGACGACUACGGUGCACAACUUACUCUGCUGCGCAUUAUACAAUACUAAUACGGCUACUAGACCAAAGUAUCUCGCGAUAAAUUCGGUUAUAAAUUUUAAAGUUGCGGGCGAAAACGUUUACGCGAAUACACGAAAACUGCCACUGACAAUGCUUCCGAACGUAUAUAAUAUCGUAUUUGCAUUUAAUUAUUAUCUACGUAGAAUGGAAUAACCACCUUUGGCCCGGAUCUCUGAUAAUGCGGCAAUUAGUUUUUUAUUUUAUUUGUAUAAUAGUGUAAUUUUGUGAUUUGAUAGGCCAAUAUGAUUGUUGUUGUAUUUAUUUACAUUAAUUAUUUUACGGGGUGUUAUCAAUUAUUACAAAACAGUUAAAAACGUCACAGAUAACCAUAGGAACGGGAAAAUUAAAUUUUAAAAUACUUAUACAAAUUUAUCAUUUCAUAAUGUUUUUAAGACUUUGGUAGUUCAAACUAAAUAGUAUUGGUAAACUUAUAAUGUAUUUACGGUUUGGUUUUGGAUAUUUUUUUUUUUUGUAGACAGAUUAAAAUUAAAUAUUAUUAUUUUUGCAAAUCUAAAUAAUGAUUUUAUUUAAAUAAAUGAUAAUAAAGAAUAUCUGAGGUAAAUAAUUGAUAAACAUAAGUAUUACUAAACACGGUGUAUAUAAUUAUGAAGUUCCAACUGUCACAGAACAUUUUUUUAAAUCUGGAAGUUCUCGUGCCUAUACAUUUUCAGCGCCUUUUUUUAAUAGAAGAUAAUGUUAACCAAAUCAUAGAUUACCUACACAAUAUCAUAGUCACAAACAGCCCAAUCAUUUUUUUUUUUAGGAUCGGGAUGUUAAUUCCCCAUAAUACUGAUUUUAUGUAAGUAGUAUUUCCUUUAUAAAGACUUGGUUUAGGGGCCUCAGAACUCCCAAGCCCGCUCUAUUUGCACCUAUACUCAUUAGGUAUAUUUUAAAUUAUAUAAUGUAAUUGAUACGUAUGUAUAAUAAUAAUUCGGGAGCGAAAUAUAUGCGUAUCCACAUAUAUGUGCAUUUAUAUUUUUUUCUUUUUUAUAUUCUCUUUCCAUACUUCUUUGGUAGGUACGAAUCUUGUAUUUAUGCAUUUUUUUUUUAAUAAAACUAAAACAAAAUAUUAUUAUAAUUAGUUUUGAGAUAUAAUAAAAUGGACGCAUUCGAGUUGUACACAACAACGCGAUUCUAAAGAACCGACGUGAAAAAAGAGAAAAAAAACGUAUAGAUAAAAAUUUUUAAAAAAAACUGCCACAAUACAGGUGAGUUCAAUAAUUCAUGAAUCUACUGCGUAGUGCGUUUAAAUCAACAUUUUUACCGUACACAAUAUUUCGUUAAUUAAUAAAAUUUGGUUAAAAAUUAAAAAUCAAUUUUAUUUUUUUUUUAUAAAUCAUGGAUAUAAUAUGAGACAAUAAGACUAUAACUGACUGUACGAUACAAAGUCCUAACUCCCAAAAGGUGUAUCAAGCCAAGUAGCUGUCCGCUAAGAGAGUAAGUUGAAUUGAUUAUAUAAAUGUAUAAACCAUGCAAUAUUCAAAGCUGGGUAAUAAUUAUAAUUAAAGAGUUUAAAAUGAAUUUAAAAUAGUUAUAACUUUUAACUUGUAAAGUUAAGAAAAAAAUAGAAAAUAGCUUAGUUAAUUUUUUAAAAUUUAAACUAUUUCUACAGAGUUAUUUACGAUUUUGUAGAAAAACCCAUGAUUUUUUUUAUACUUAUGUUUCGGCGAAAAUUUGUUUUCUCACAAUUUGAAUACCAUUAUCGCAUAACUUAAUAACAGACAUGUAGCCUAUGGGAUACCCACACGAGUCUAGUAUGGCUAAUCAUCAUUUCCCAUUUUCGAUGAGUACAAUGUGCAAAUUUCGUUUAUGCAUAUAGUAGAUUAUUUUUAAAAAAGUAACUGUUAACUUAGCUCGAGUUAUUAUUUUCUCCUGAAAAUGAACAACUUAACUUUUAACUAUUUAAAUUCACGUAUCUUUUAAAAUUAACUUUAACUUGGUAAAGUUUUAGAUUCAGUGCUUAAGGAUUUAUUGGUUUUACUAUGAUGUGUGAUUUUGUAUUUUUUUUUUCUAUUUCUGAAAACUUAAUUUAAACUAGGUAAUAAACAUGGCCUUGACCAUGAAUAACACGACCACCCUUAGGAAAUUAUGUGUUUAUAUAAUUUGUUAUUAGUUUCUUAUAUUUGUCCUUACUACAUUUAUCGUAUUAUAAAAAUGUCUGAAUCUUGAAAAUGUUGGAGUAAACAAAUAUUUCAGUUUCACGUUUUUAUAAUCGAUAAAAAGCUCUAUAUAAGUUUAUUAUGCAGUUUCCAAGCUUCAGAUUUACUCAUAGAUUCCGUUAUAUGUAGAGAUGUUUUAUGAUUUUAUGCAUCAGUAGACCUGGAUUUCAAUGCAAAAUGCAUCUUUUUUUGAGUGAUUUUAGAAAAUGCUUUCCAAGUACAUAAUUUAAUUCAUGUAACAGAAAUUUCAAAGGUGAAAAUUUUAUUUCGUCUUUUUUUGAUUUUAUUUUUUUAUUUUUUUUUUGCAUUUUCAAUGUUAUUUAAAGCUUUUAUUACCAUUUUUCAGUCAUUUUUUUGGUUUUAUUGUAUAUUUGUAUAUUAUGCGAAUAUAAUAUAAUACAGUAUUUGUACAUAAUACGACCUUCGAUUAAGUAUACUCAGUAUAUUUAAUUUAUGAUACGACUUAAUAAUUUAAAUUUAGCUAACAAAAUAUUAAUCAUGUUUUUCAGAUUUUACAGCUCCUCAGUUAAUACCAUCAUCGGUAGUCAUACGUUUUCAAUUUUCUGUUAUUAAUAAAAUACAAAAGUUAUAAAUUACUCAAUAAAACAAUACAUUUAAAAAAUUGAAUGACAUUUUCCAAUGAUUUUUAGUGCAUUUAAAUUCAGACCCUAUAUAUUAGUAGUAACUAGUAAUUAGUAUAAACUAAACAACUGAGCUAUAGAAUGCGAAAAAUAAAUUGAAAAUAUACGAACUUGGUAUAUUAUAUAUAUGUAUAAACCUAUAUACCUAUUGCUGUUGUUUGAUUCGGUAGAAUAUUACGAUGUGUAGUCCGUACUAUAGUUUAAGGAAUAUUUCCUACCGACACGCAGCCGCUAUUAUUUGAAAGUCUUUGAAAUGAGUUUGCAGGAGAAACAUCAGUGUUUUUCUCGAACUUAAAACGUCUACCAUUAUUUUUAUUUUUCUUGUUAAUGAAAGCUAUCAACAAAAAAAAUAAAAUAAAAUAAAACCGAAGAAAUACAAUAUUCCGCCAAAGAAAUCGUAUUUUAUAAUACUAUUAUCAAUACGCCGUUCGUGUUACGAGCGGUCUUAUAAGCCGCACAAACACCAUUUCACUGGAAAACGUUUAAUUAGAUAUUAUAAGAUUGAUAGUUAAUUUAUGUUUUCAAUUCGUUGUAGGCUACCUAUCUAAUAUUAUUAAUAAGAUGUAGGUACGAAUUUUCACCUGUUCGACGUUUUAUGCAUCUGCAUCGCGUUAUUAUUAUAAGAGCACCUACGUAAUAGUAUAAGAACGGCUUAAAUUCUAACAGAAAUCUCAAAAAUAAAAAGUUAAUAAUGUUAUGUUUCCCUUAUAUUUUAUCCGUGACGAAAACAAAAAUCUGUUCCUAUAUAUACAGUGUUGUUCACUAAACGUACUCGCCCCAUUCCAAUAAAAUGCCACGCGCCGUGCCGUCACACAAAUGUUACCCUACCUGAAUUAAAAAGUAAAAUAUCUCGUAAACAGUAUGAAGAUAAUCAACAAUUUACACAUCAACAUUUAUUUAAUAUAAUACUCCCUCUAUUCAUGGAAUUUUCAACAUAAGUUAUUAUUUUAAAAACCAAAGUUAGUGUCGCCAUAAGAUACUCCUUAAAUAUUGUGAAAAUUCGAAGUAUUCGAAAAUAGCGGCUAUAACUACUUUAAUUUAAAAUUCCAAAAAUCAGAAUAUAAAUACACGCAAAAUGUAACAAAAAAAUUGGGUGUGCACGCUUAGUGAAUCACCCUGUAUAACGCUGUUUGGAAUUUGUCAAAAUCGUAAUAGUGAAACAAGCACGCGUAGACUUUACUUAUAUAUUAGUCAAAAAGUAGAACAAUAUACGAUUUAUUAUUUCAUACACAGUUUUAACCCCGCUCCGAGUGCCAUAAUAUACUCGUAUAAACGCAAUAACAGAACGUAGCCGUCCAGAAUAAUUGUAAUGUUACAUAUACAUCUACACACUCGACGAAAUAAAUCAUAAUAUGUUAUGAAUUUCAGCAUAAAGUUAAACUCAUAUGGGUACUGUACAGUAAAUGUAUUCUUGGAGAUUUUGAUUUAACAUCGUAUGACAAUAUUAUUAUGGUUAUAAUACAACGUUGGUUUAACCGACAAUUGUAUUUAUUGUACGAUUAAAUGUAUAAUUUUGAUGAAAAAAAAAUCAAUAUUAUUGUUAUCGUAUAUCGGUCGGUCGUCACAAUUAUUAAAAAGAAAAAACUACCCAGCCGAAAACCUUGGUUUAAAUUUAAAUGUCAAUGACAACGUUCUGGACCUGCGAACCUGUGGAGUUUGAUUAAUCACUGAGUGGUUUCUCACUUGCUUCGUUAAUAAUACGGUCAAGGAUGUAGCGGACAUUACAUUGGGUCAUGAAUUGGUCUCUCGUGCUCAUAUUGAAACAUCCUGCUGUAAAGCUCUAUAAAAACUCUUGUGAUUUUCUUAAACGGAUUUGUACUGAAUUUAUGUUGACAGCUCCGUUAAAAAAUCUUAGUACUGUUUGAUUUUUAGGUCAGUUUUGGAGUUUGCUGCUGUUGUUUAUGAACCGUGAUAUAUUGCGAGCAAUAAGAGCCAGAUCGAUAGAGUGCAACACAUGUUUCUUAAUUUUACUGCGUAUUUUCUGCAAAUUCACAAUAAACUCAUAAGCCUCUUGACAACGAGCACGUAAUUCUAAGACUAAGUCUGUAGUCCUUAGAGGAUAUCUGAUAUAACCAGACAUUCUUAUAAAAGCUGAUCGAUGGGUUUUUCGUCUUGAAUUACUUUAUACUUGGUCGAGUUAAUUUCAAAGUCGUCCGUAUUCUUUUUGUAUACUACUUUGUACCAUAGUUAAUCAAUUACUCCUGUAACCGACGAAUUUUGAUUAUUGCCGAUCGAUUUUAAUAAAAAUGUAUUGUUUACUAUCUAAAGUGAUUAAUAUAAUUGACAAAUUAUCACUUGUUUCAUAGCGUUCAUUCAAAGAAAAUAUCCCAAUAUAUUUCCCAAAUUGAUAGCUUUUUAUAAACAAAAAUGUUUUGUGAAGUAUUUUGACAUCGAAAUAAAUGUAUCAUACAAAAUAGAUAUUAUACGUGUAAUUCGUUCCACGCCAAAUGUGGUUUGAAAACCGAAAAAUUAAAACAAUUAACGGAGUUUGGAAUUUAAAAAAAUGCAAAUCUGGUCAGAAUGAAACCAAAAGACAUUUUCACCAGCAUUAUAACAUUAUUCAAAGUAUUUUAAUUUAUGAUAAUUUUGCAUACUACAAAAAAAAAAAAGAAUCGUACGCUUGUCAGAAAAAUAUCUUCAGCGGUUUGAUUGACGGAUAAACGCAAUAGUACGAUAAUAUAGUAUAUAUAAUAUUCACGAACCUUGAACCUUUAUAUUAUAUAAAGUUUGGACAGGAAAAAAAACUUCACAAAACUGUCCGUCAGAAUGUCAAUAAUACACAAAUCCGUUUCACACAUAAAGUUCACUAAUGAAUGGCUUCCGCGGCAUCGCGGUUAUGACGAGGGGUUACGCGUUUUCAGACAAACGUUACGCCGUUACGCGUGUAUUGAAUACAACAUAUAUCCGCAAACUGUAAUAACCGCGAAACUUGUUAUAAUAAUAUCGAUCGUGUGGUACAUUGAAAUAAUCAUGGGCGUAUUAUGGCAAUAGUAUUAUAUGGACUGCGUUCAAGCCGUUAUCUUAUCGGUCGUAAUUAUGCUCGGGACACGGUAUCAGGGUCGUACCGAAUAAAAGGAGAAGGGACAAAGAGGGCAUCUUUCUCUGGGCGCCGGAAGCGCCACAAAUUUACGGGGCACGAAUUUUAAAUUGAUAUUAAGUUUAGACACCAAUAACAUCACGGCAGCAAAAGUAAAACACAGCAUGAAUAAAAUAACAACAAACAUAGUAUAUUUGUCUAGAUGUUGCCUAAUAAACAAUUCAGGAAUUUUUUUUUAUUUGCUAUAAUUCCCAACCUCUUGUAGCAAUAAUCGUGUUUUGACGCUGUAAACAGUUUACUGAUUAAUUUUACGGUCACCUUUAUAAUAUGCAUUCCGGUUGGUAAACGGUUAGCGAAAAAUUGCGUACAUUUGGUUACUGAAACAUUUGAUUUUAAUAACACAAAAAAAUCUAAAAAAAAAUUAUGAUUGAAAAAUGGAUUAAUAAUUUUUUUUUUUCUCGUCAUGUUUUUCAUAAUAGUACUAUUACUAUCCAUAACCUAUCGCUGAUUUAUUAUACUCCCUUAAACAUAGCUCGUUAUAUACAGAAACCUAUUUGUAAAUAUGAGUUUCUCAAUUAAAAGUUCUCCCCGAUAUUUUCAACGACGAUAAAGGACAUUAUAAUAUCUAAUGAUAGUUAUGUUAAUAACAAUAUCAUGGAUAUCAUGAAAACCUAAUUGACAUCAGCAAAAUCAUACUACAUAAGUUCAAUAAUUCGGAAUGAGCAUUUCAGUAUAAAAGCUAGUGUCAAAGAGUGAACUAUGAAAAACACUGCAUAUAAUUUCCACGCUCUUUGCCGUAUAGAUUUUACAAUUUAUUUUAUUUUCUAUUUGUUAUUAUUCAUCUGUUCAUCGCACAAUUCAAACGUAUUUACUAUAUUCCAAUUGGUAACCAAAUAAAAAUACCAAUUCGAAAUGGACGGUUACCAAAUUAACCAAACUGUUUACUAGAAAAAGUACCUAAGUGGGUUUCAAUAACCAACCAGCUAAAACGUUAUCGGUAAACAGUUUACUGGCGGUUACAACGUAAAAAUAUCACGCCUAAUGUUAUUACGUCUCAAUGUAAUGUAGACUGGAGGUGAGAAACACGCAGUCCAAAAUGAUAUUAUGUUAAUAAUCUAGGUACGUCUAUAAAAAUAAUUAUUCGUAUUUUUAUAGCAAAUUCGACGUAGAAAAAAAUUAUAAUAUUAUGUUAAGCGUUCGUAGAAUUGUACAGAACUAUCAGUUUAUUAUUUUACAAAUUAAGUUACUGACAAAGUUUAGGUACCUAUGCAUUUACCUUUAAACUUUCCGGUUAGAAAUAUAAGACGUAAAAAAAAAAAAAAAAAACACCACUUCAGUUUAUUUCGUGCGUAUAGAAUAUUUGAAUAAAGAAGAAAAAAAAACAUAAAUAACACUUUUUAUGAGACAUUUUUCAAGUUGUUUAUCUAUUAUAUUGUAGAUAUUUUUACAAGCGACAUAUUUAGAGGCUUUUGUAUAUUUUUGUUUUCAUUAUUAUUUAGAACUAAAUGAAAUAUUAAAAUGUUAAAUUAUUUUUUAUAUUUACAUUUUACGUGUGCAUUCAAUUAUAAAAAAUAUAAUACAUAUGUAUACAUAUAUAUAUAAAUAUAUAAACCUAAAACCUACUUGUUUAAUAAUACAUCAAACAGUUUAUUAAAGCUGUUACGAAUAGCUUAUUAUGUUUAACAUGAAACUACUACACAUUAUUUUACUAUCAUAGUUGUAUAUUAUAUUUUCUGUUCGUUAUAUUUUCAAGUACAUCCGAACGUUUUGCACGCAUAUUCAUUUAUUUGUUUAAAACGAAGUCGAAUUUUUUGACCAUGUACACACUUUUAUUUUUGUUUUAAUUAAUCCAGAAACCGAACGCGUAAACAUUUUUCGUGGUUUCGAACGGAAUUUUCAAAAAUGCCGGUUAAAAUGCCUUAACCGGUUUCGGUUAAGGUUUUUUUACUAAUAAUGAUUAAUGAUUAAUAGAAUUAGUUAAACAAUUUUUUUUCGACGUUAUUGAAUUAAUCUGUGAUAAUACUGUAGUUAUACAGUACCUAUUUAUUAAAGAAGAUUUCGGAUCAUAAAGUGGAUUUUCAUUAUCGUUGGUGGGAAAACUGCCGAUAACUCCUAUCUAGAAUCACUGGUUUGGACAAUGAAUUGACUUUUUGACAGUUGAUUUGUUAAUUUUACAAUGCCUAAUUAUUAAUUAUAUUAUACGAAUGUAUAACCGUUUUCAACAUCGUUCGAUACAGCCUGGCGGUAACUAUAAUAUUUAAAUGGAUUUUUUCCUUCCUUGAAAACUUUCUAUAGUAAAACAUUAGGAUAACCGUUUUAAAAGUACCCGUGUAAUUUCUAUGUAAAUAAAACGGUCUUGUAAUAUUGCUAUACCAAAUAAAUUAAAAACGUGUACCUAUACUGCUUGUAGGAUGCGUCUAUCGCACACGUCAAGUCGAAAUAAUUGCAUAUUAUAAUGUUGUAUAAAUAUUCAUCGCGAUACAUAGUUACCCGGAUAUCGUUUUAAUAUUGUAAGAUGAAUGACGUAAAAAGAAAACAAAAACGAAUAUAUUGUGUUUUUUAAAACAAAAAACUGUAAAAAAGGUAAAAAUCUGUCACACAAAAGUCACAUAGUAACAAAAUAACAAUACGUAUGAUUUAUUCCUACGACAUGCUCUUUUUAUCAGUCUGUUAUCAAUAAUAAUUUGAUCAUUUGGAUCCAUUUAAUAGUCUAAUUAAAAAUACAACAAAAUUUUUUUCGACGAUCAUAUUAUGUAUCAAAAUAUAAACUAAUAUUUGAUUAUUAACAAAUAAGAGUUAUGUAUUAUUUUUAACAAUACAAUUAGUAUUUAAAUGCUUAAAAUGUAAAAUAUAUAAAGUUUUGAAGUAAUUUUACAUCAUAUUUAACUGUAAAUUUGUGUUUGUUUGGAUCCAAUCAUACUCGAUAUAAGGAUUUUUUUAUAAUAUGACAUUACACUAUUCAAACUAUUCUAACUCAGUAAAUUGUUCGGAGCCUCUACGUCGAUUCCGGUCUUGCGGAUGAAACGAUAAGAGAACUUUAUUUUUUUUAUUUUAUAACAAAAAUUUCGCUAAAAACGUGUUACCACAUAUUUUUACGUUGGCUACCUUACUACUUUGUAUACGAAAUUGCCAACAUCUUCACGUACAAAGAAAAAAAAAACAAGAUAAAUAUUUUACUUAUUCAUUCAUUCGGUGGUAACGGCGGUGCACGAGUGCGCAAGGGUGCGGGAAUUCCCAUCGCAUCGUCAGGACACUCCAAAACACUGCCGUCGGAGGGUUAUGUGCAGACCGGAUGCUGUAUAUAUGCCUAUAAAGGCGGCGUUUGAAUUGAAAAAAAAAACAAUAGUAGGGGAAAGUAUAUUGUUUCAGAAAAGAAUUACGGUUUCAAAAACUCGACUUUUACCCCGGCAGCGCAGUGGCACGGCGUACCGAUACAUAGCCCGGAGAUACGAUGCAACAACCCGCCGUCACAACCCACAUAAUUAUACGUCCUUAUAUAAAAUAAUAAUGAAGUACAUAAUGUGUGUAGGGAUGCUGCGUGCGUCCCAUUAUAUCCUUUUUUGAUGUAAAUUGCGGCCCGGGUAAUUUGGGGUGUAGAUGUGCCUAUAUACAAAAAAUGCGAAAUCGUACAACCCGUAUAUCAUUUUCAUUAACAUAUAUAUAUAUAUACAAAAAUUAUAAAGAGAAUCCGGUCGAAAUUAUAUGUUUCUUUAGCUCUUGAUACAUUUCAUGAAAUUGUCUUUAGCGCAAUAAAGUUAUUUGUUCCUAAAUCGCAUAUUGGUAAUAGCUCUUUCCCUAAGUGGUAUAUCAAAAAAUUAAAAAUUAUGAUUUUUGUUGAAAAGAAACGUCUCCAUAAAUAGUUUAAAUGUUCAAAUUAUCGCAAAUAUUUUAUGGAGUUUUCUAAACUACGCGCUUUAUGUAAAAUGAAAUCUAAGUUAAAUAAUAAUUCCUAAAUUAAUGAUAUUCAAUCUUAUUUAUCACAUAUAACCCUAAGUCUUUCUUGAGUUACAUUAAAACUUAAAAAACAAUAAUAAUAUUCAAUCUGUUAUUGAACUUGAUAAUAUUAGUAAAUCAAACGAUCCUGAUAUAUCUGAAUUGUUCAAAGAGUACUUUAGAUCGGUUUAUACAAAAGAUUUAAAUAAUUCUAUGUCCCGAUUGACUAACAUAGUAGAUUUAUCUAAUAUGCAGUUUUUCUCUGUCGGAAAUAUUCUUAGGGUUUAAUGGUUUAAACUCUAAUUGUUAUCCUGGUCCUAAUAAAGUACCAGAAAAUAUUCUUAAAUCAUAUAAAUACGCUUCAUCAAUCCCAAUUCGUAUUCUUUUUAACUGGCCCCUUUCUAAUGGAAUAAACCCUUCACUUUGGAAGUUAAAUCCGGCUCAAAAAAUUUAAUAUCUAAUUUUAGACUCCAGAAUCUCCAAACUUUCUUCAUUAUCAUAAUUUCUCGAAAAACUUUUAGAGUCCAUUUUAUCUCAACCUUUCAAGUAUCUAAUUUGUUCAAAUCAACAUGGCAUUAGACCAGGUUGGUCUACCGAAACUAAUCUACUAUGCUUUUACUCUGAUAUACUUGAACCUAUUAAGAAAGGUCUUCAAGUUGAUAUCAUUUAUACUGACUUUCUUAAAGCGUUUGAUUUAAUAAAUCACCGAAUCCUUCUUAUUAAGUUAAAAAAAUUGGCUUUUUUGGCAACUUAUUAAAUUGGUUUGAAUCGUAUUUACUUGAUCGUCGUUAGCAACUAAUAGUCAAUGGUUAUUUAUCGUCUAAUUACGAAAUAACAUCCGGUGUCUCACAAGGUCGACAUUCAUUCCCGUUGCUGUUUUUAAUAUUUUUGUUUGAUAUCGGUUCGAUAUUCGAUUAAUGUAUCGCAAAUAAAUUAAAGCUCAACGUCUCAAAAUGUUCUAAAAUCUCGUUCUGUCGAAUAAAAAAUAAAGUAAAUUUUAACUAUGCAAUUAGUAAUAUUCUACUACCCAAUGUUACUAUGAUCUAUGAUCUUGGUAUUACAUUUAAAUUUGACCUUAUAUUUUCUACUUACAUUGACUAAAUUUAUUUAAAAAUCAUAAAACACUAGGAUUCUUAAUUAGAUCUACCUCAUCUUUUACUGAUAUUUAUUGUUUAAAUACCCUAUACUGUUCUCUGGUUCGUUCUAUAUUAGAAUACAAGUCUAUUGUAUGAUGUCCAUUCUCGUCCAGCCAUAUUAAUAAAAUUAAAAGGGUACAAAAAAGAUUUUUGCGCUUCUUUGGUUUUAAAUUAAUAUCAAAUAAUGAAAAUUACUAGAGUAUAAAUGAUAUUCAAAAUAUUCUUAAUCUUAAUCUGUUAUCUACUCGUCGUACAAAAGCUGAUAUAUCAAUCCUUGCUAAACUAAUUAAUGGCAAAAUUAUUUGUUCCUCUCUUUUGGAACGUAUUUCUUUUAAUGUUUCCCAAUAUUACUCAUGAUCAUGUCUUACUUUCUAUAACAAAACCCACAGUACUAAUUAUGGGUAUUAAAUCCCAUUGAAAGAAUACUGAGGCUGGGAAAUGAAUCUGGACUUAAAUUCUUUAAUCUUUAAUUUUUUAAUAUUUUGAGUAUAACUGGCUUUUUGAUUUUAAUAUAUAUAUUAAGUAUUUAAUUGCAUUUAACUAAUCAUAUAUUUUAUAUUUAAUGCUGUCAUGGUCUAUAUUACAUGUUUAUUGUUGCUUAUUAUAAUAUAAUAUGUUACUAUUCUGAUGUAUAUUAUUCCUUACUCAAACCAACUUUGGCGUUUAUUUAAAUAAAUAGAUAUUGUUUUACAUAUAAAUAUUAUGUAUUCUACAAAAAACUAAAAAAUACAAAUAUUUAACAUUGCAAGGCGAAACGUUCAGCUAUUGAAAAUGCCGUUAAAUAAAAUUGAUUAUUGUUUGUAACACACAAUUUUGACUUCCACGCCGAUCAGUUCUAAUCGAUUUACUCGUACUAAAAACAAUACCUUCGUCGAUUGAAAUAAAUAUAUCUAAUACGGAGACCUUUCCAGUUAUUCGUCGUGUGCUUUUAACCACGUAAUACUUACCUCGUAUUUAAUCAUGAUAAAGAAUAUAUUAUAUUAUAUAACACGGCUGCAAUUCAACAUAACCGAAAUGUUUAAAGACAUAAUAUGAAAUGUAAUUUAGAUUCAGAGCGUGACAAUCGAUCUAUUGGUUUAACUAUGAUGAAUGUGGUUUACAUUAGAAGCGUGGCGAGGAAUCUACUAGUUUAACUAUAAUUCGUGUAUUUUUUUUCUGAAAGAUAAUUUUCUCUUGUUGGCACGUUAGGGAGGUCAUUUAUUAAUUUUUCAACGGGUGAUCAUAAUAAUUAAGAAAAACUGGAAAAAAAGUACAGGAUUUUCCGAAUUGUGUUUUCUACCAAAAAUCUAUCAGUUAACCACAAAAUACCUUUUUUAUUGAAAUUUUAAUCUUGUUGGUGAAUGAGUAAGAUGUUUUUAUUUUUAAAGCGGUUUCGAUAAUAAUUCGGUAAACAAUUAUUAUAGAGAUCUGAAAAUUGUACGGAAUAAUUAUAUUACAUAUUUACUUUAUAAUAUUUUUAAACAUUUUGGCGAUUUUUUUAACUAUUUAUAGGCAUUUUAUAUUUGCUACUUUUUUACGUAGUAUCUAAGUAAAUAUAAUGGUUUGCCCUAACGUAAAUAUUUAAAAAUUUAACAGAUGCAUUAUAUGUAGUACUUAGUGAGCAAAAAAAAAAGAAAAAAAAGAGUGUAAUGUAUUAGUUUUAUUUUAUAAUAAUUUUAUGUUUAAAUUUUAACAAAAAUUGUAAAAAUUACGGCAUUUCAAAACUCGCAUCUGAAAGUCACUCAGAAUCGUUUUUCAUAAGCAAUGUGGUAUAUCGUUUUUUUUAGAUAUAAAUAAAUCUCUUUUAUGUAUCCUGCCUUCCUAACUUCAUAUCUACAACAUGCCCCUAGUAUGAACUCUUUUUUUUUUUUUUUUUUUAAAUAUAUUUAUUAUUAUCUAUAUUUCAUUAACUAUAAAGUAUUAUAAUUUAUGAUAAUAAUAUAUUAAACUAAAAUAAAAUUAAUUUUUCAUGUUCUGAAUUUGAAAAAAAAAAUAAAUAAAUAAACAUAAUUUAUAAAUUUGAUUUAUUCUUACAUACCAACAUAAUUUUACCUAUAUUUUCUCAUACCAACGUAAUUCGUCCUGUAUUCUGAAUACAGCGAAAAGAAAAUAGUUUUACCAAAAUGUUUUUUUCUCUUCGGAAAGAACUUAUUUGAUUAGUAAAAAUGAUUAUUUUUGACGCCAUGUCUUAAAAGAAGAGGAUUAUUCACAUUAGAUUUUCGAGUUUCUCUAAUAGUUUUUCUAACAAAAUAGAAAAUUAACAAUAAAUGACAAAACAUGGGUUUUAUUAUUUUUUUUUUUUUUUUGGGUUAACUUGGGUACAAUUGAAAAAAAAACACGAUUAAUAACAUACAACAUGUUAUAUUUUUAUCAUUAAUCUGAUUUAGAUGAAUGAGAAAUAAAUUGUCUGAGAUAAAUUAUUUAAUCUUAUAGAUCAGAGGUUCCCACCAAACUUUUUAUUGUACGACCCAUUUUGGGAAAUUUUUAAAAUUUGGCGACCCACAAUAUCAAUGAAUGACUUUUUUUUGCUGACAUUUAUCACCUCGAUUCAUCCAUAUGUAACGUACAAAAACAAUCAUCUGAGAUAAGCCUUGCAUAUCUGUGGACUCAUCUAGUUGUAAUGAAAACCAUGUACUCAAAUUAACUCUUUCGAUCAAUUUAUAACUGUCGGUUUCUACCCAUUCAGAAAUUUCGUCGAUUCCACGUGGAACUAUAUUAUUUGAAAGCGAUAACUUUUCAACUUCUUUUAAACUAUUUUGAUCAAACAUUGAUCCCGACUGCGUCUUUUAUUGAUGGUAAAAUUAAAAACUCACCAAUUGUGCGAGGCUUACCAGUUUGAGCAAUUUAUAAGAAAACUUAUUUUAAAUUAGGCGUACGUAGCUUUUUGGUUCAUUGCAGUAAAAUUAAAAAUAUUAUUUUUUGAUGUUUUUAGAGAUUCUAGUUUUCUUCCAUAAAAAUCGAGUGGUUUAUUCUUCAUUUCUGGAUGGUUCGUAUCUACAUGUCGAUGUAGUUUGUUUGGUCGCAUACUCUCAUUAGCAAGUAUACAUCCACAAAUAACACAUUGUGGACGUGGGUGUUCUUCGUCUCCAUUCCACGAAAAUCCAAACUGUUGACGCAGAUAUUGUUUCUGUUUUUUCUUAACUUUGAGUCAUUGAUUAUUUGUUUAACCAUUUGUCCAUAGUUGUACAAAAGUACAAAGAAAACAAAUUUAUUUGAGAAAAAAUAAUAUUAAAUAUACAACUGCGUACAUGUAUCGUAUUCAAUGUACCGCGUGUAACUGAAAGUAAUCAAAAGUUUUGAACGUCGUGCAGAUACCUACUAAUUUGUAUGUUCUGAUAAAUCAUUAUCUUUUCAAUAACUAGUAAUCUAAUUGCGUCUUUUUGACUCGGUCGCUGUAAACUCGUAAUCGUCACACUCACAGAUAACGAUUGACGAUAAAACUGAAUUUUAACAACAAUGAAAAGUAAUAGAUGUUUAAAAAAUGUAAUAUUUGAAAAUAUAACGCGACACACCGAAAAUAUAAUCGCAACCCACUUUUGGGUCGCUACCCACAGUUUGGGAACCUCUGUUAUAGAUAAACUUGUUUUAAAUCGUACUAUAAUAUACGAGUAUAUAGUACAUUUAUUAUAAAUAACAAGUGAAAUAUUGAUUUUAUAUUUAUAUGGUGCAACAAACUAAUUAUUAAAUUGUAUCAAUUACACAACCUUUUUAAAAUGUAUUUGUGUACCGGAUUCCGUGAACUUUUUAAUAUACUUUUAGCACUUAAGUUUAUAAUAAAAUGAAUUAAAGUUGAAUACAAUUGGAAAUCUUUCUCUUUUCUAGAUAAUUCUGUUGUUCUGUACCAUUUAGUUCAUAAUGUUGUUUUUAAAUGUAUCUUUAUACAAUAUUUGCUUUUACAUAAAUACCGAUACUUGGUCCAACAGUGAAUUAUAAACCAGUAGCAAUGCGAACAGUAACAUUAUAUUAAUAUUUUAAUAUAUUACUGCAUAUAACCUUACCAAGCUACGUUCAGAAUCGUGUUUGUAUUGCAUUUUUAUUGUGUCAUCUAAAUUGUCUUAUACAUUAUUCACUUUCCAAAUACUUACUACCAACAAUUGACGGUGAAGCCUACCCGUAGUAUGGUGUAUGUUCGGCUUUUAUGGCUCGUUUGUACACUCAUACGCUACUGGAAUUGAAAACAGACAGUUAAUCAUUUGGCUAAUAACACAGCCCGAAAUACGGCAAACGGGUUAUUUUUUCGACUAGGAGUAAAUCGGUGAAAGAGCUGACGGAAGUACUUUCGGCACAGGUCGACGGAAAUAAUGUCGGAAGUAUUUCCGGUGCGGGAUACCGGUACACCGGAUACAACUUCCCUCCUCACACGACACACCACCGUUACAAUUUUCUUAUCAACCCGAUUCAAGAUGUUUACGCGUAACUAUCUUAAGUAUCCUGACCGUGGCUCACACAGUUUUUUUUUUUUUUUUUACGUUAAACCACGUGCUCGAGUAGUAUCGACAAUUUAUUAUUUCCGGGUAAAUAAACUAUAAUGUUAUUACUAUUCGCUACAGGAUAUAAUAUAAUGGAAUAAUAUAUUAUUUUAAAUAAAAUAUUUACAAAAAAAAAUUAUAAUAAUAAUAAUAAAAUAAACUGUCGUACGACAAUAUCGAUGCGGAAAAUAAUAUAGUGUAGCAAACACAAUUCGCACACUAUUAUUAUAGUAAUAUUUAGUAUAUGUAUUAUUGUAAUGGUUUCUACGGCGGACCCGCGUUAAAAAAAAAAAAAGAAAAAAAACACUGACGGGUACUUUUUAUAAUAAAAUGAAAUAUAUACGCGCCGUUUGAAAACGCAUAUUCAUAUUCUGUUAUUAUUAUACGUCACGGUGCAUCUUGUUUUAAAAUAAUAAUUCCCCCGUCCGUUCGGAUCGGGAACAAAUUGAAUUUCAUUCUACAGCAGCGCAUUGUGUACACAAAAUAUUCAAUAUUUCUGAAACAAGCCAAUAAUAAUAAUGAAAAAAUGUAAAUAAAUAAAAACAAGAAAAAACGAAAACAAUUUGUUCAAACUUAAACGUAGGUAAUCUCCGUCAUUUUGAAUAAUAUUACGGAGAAGUUUAAUAACGAAAAAAAAAAAAAAAAGCAGUUUUGAAUUAUUAUACGGUGAUAUAAAUGGUUUAGCGGAACUCGAGUAAAUAAUAUGUACAUCGUUAUAUCGAAAUUCGAAUCUGAAUUUUACGAAACGGUAUUUAAAAAUAAGAAUAUUAUUUUGUGCGUUUAUUUUCAACCUAAUUGAUUGGCUUCUUACGUUAAUGAUACAUCGAUUGAUUAAUACAUAAAUAGUAUUAAUAAAAUGUGAUUGAACGGUACUUUGUUGCAUUUAGAAAUCCCGCGGUAAAAUAAAGCGGUAAAACCUAUAUUGAUGUUAUUUCGAUGUGAUAUUUUUUAGUAUAGGCUUUUUGCAAUAAAAUGUGAUGAGCGUGUUGAUCUAAAAAUGAUAUGCUUUUUCUAAAAAAAUUACGGUACAGAAAGUUACAGCUACUAAAAAAACAAAGAAACCAAAUACUAACACGGCUGUAAUUUUAUUUAUUUGACAAUAUUUAUAGAAACUCAAGCAAUGUGCUCUCGAAUAUAAUUUCCACCUUCAAAUUUUUAUACGUUAAACCCUAAAUUUAAACCUAAACGUCACCAUAUGUAAUAUGUUCUGUUUCCCCUUUUCUCGUUAGUUAGACUGUGAUAAUUGAAACGAUUGUGACCUCCGUUUAAUAGAAUAUCAUUUGAGAGGCAAUGGGCUCCUGAGAUUAUUGGAAGAUUGGUAGUUAUUUGAUUUCCAUACAAAAAUGUUUAGUUUGUAUUUCCAACUUAUUCUAGUAAAGGACAUAAAUAAUUAUAAUUCGUUUUUAAAAUUGAAAUUUUUCAAUUGAAAUCUCUACAGUUUUAUCUGGCGUUUCGAUCUCUAGCGUCAUAUUCGUCCGUAAAAACGGUCAUACCAUUUUUCCUUAAAUUAGUAUCAGUUUUGAGGUUAAUGGAAAUGUCUUACUAUUAAGGUAGAGUCGUUGAAGUGUGAAAUGUAAAAGUGUAAACGUUACAAAUGCGGAGAAAAUUUGGAAAACUCCAAAUUAAUACAACCAAAUUGAAACAAAUGACUAAAAUAGUGACAAAAUUAAUAUUAUUAUCACGGUCGCGAUGGGUAUACAACAAAUUUGAUUGUUAUUUUAUUGAUAUAAAAUCUUAUGGACACUAUUAUAUUAUGUUUGACGUAGCCAUACUAUUAACAUACUAUGACCAACGAUGCGUCAGUCAAACGUCGAAAUUUCGAAAAAGAUAAUCGGGACUGCUAUUGUUAUUAGCUAUGUAACAACUAUCGUACAAGAUUAAGUAAAAACCAAUUUAUGAAUCAAAAACUCGUCUACCUAACGUCUAGUGGUUAAACAAUAAGCAAAUAUCCGUUGGACUGAAUAAAUACAUUAGCUAUAAAAAAAAAUAUAAGAAACAAAUACCUAUACUUUCGACAAAUUAUCGAGGUGAAACUUGACCGGGAAUUCAGUGAAUUCAGCGGGUUGAAUGACUUACUUAUAUAAUUUAAACAGUCAUAAAUAGAUACGAAAUGAAAACAUUUUUUCAUCUCCUUCUCUUAACAUGGCUGCUCUCUGAUAUUUUUGGAAAACACUAGAAUUUCUCGACAUCCAUUCCAUUUCUAUCUUGUAUCAUUUCCUUCUAAUUUCCCAUAACCAACGCUCCCAAAUCGUCAUUGUCUUUAUAUUUGUAUGGGUCUGUCACACGGAUGAUUUUUCUUGAGUAUUCCAUUCAAAUGCUGCUCGUUUAGUGACUUACGUAUAUUAUUUAAUGCAUAAUAUGAUUUAUAAACUAACCAUUGAAUCGUUUAGCUUUUAAUACAACUACUCAGCUUGAUAAGCUUGUGUGAUUCUUUGUUUUCAUAAUAUCCCCUUCAUCAAUUGCGUAAAUUUACGCCAAGAACUUUUUUGGGUUAUAGUGUUUUGAAAAUGUCAAUCGAGUUCGAACAUUACCUACGUUAGCACUGAACUGAACGUGCAUCAAACUACGAUGAGCAUACAGUGAAAUAUAAUAUCCUUACACUGUACAACACUGUUAGUCUAUUACAGGAUUGGAAUGGUUUCAUUUUAAUUUCGGAAAUAAGGUAAAUACUGGGUGUUGUGCCGGAGGUUUAUUUGUUUUACCCAUGUCUUCCGUUGAUUAAUUAUGCUCCGCUACAACUACUGUUGUGACUACCUCCGAACUCAGAAUGUUAAUUCAACCGUCACGAAACAAUCAAAAUAUUACGUUUUUCUCUUUUAUACAAUCUUACGCGUACAUAAAACUUGUAUAAAAUGUUAAUAAUAAUUUAUAUUAUAUUAUAUUAUUUAUUUGUGCUAUUCUGUUUCUUAAAUCCGGUCUCUAUUUUUCUAUUCUUUUCUCCAUCUAUCAAUUCUCAUACGCAAAUAAUUAUCGACAAUUUCCGGUAAACAAUUAAUCUUUGCUAAACAAAAAACUACCUACGAGAAGAAAACAUCUGGAAUGGAAUAAUAACAUACUGCACCCGGUUUUGGGUCCGUCGAUCAUUAUGCUUUACACAAUAGUUACGUAUCGACAAAUCGACAAACUAGUGCGUUAUCAAUUCGUAAUAUCGUAUUUGGCCAUUCAAGCCUUCGACCACCAUGCGCUCAUUUAUACUGGAUUUUUAAUCGAAUAGAAAAAAUGUACAAUAUUUAUCGAAAAAUGAAUUCAAAAAUAUACUCUGAUUUGUAAUGCAAAACCACGUCGAAUAGGUCGCAGAAGAAAAAACAAGAAAAAAUAUACACAUCAUAGUAAAACCAAUUUGAUUCGCUAUGAAUCUGAAAAACGCAAAAAGGUGUGCCUUUACCAUCGUAAUCUAAGCUGUUACCAUGGAACAAACGGUUUUGGUAACAACGUUAAUAAGUAUACAUAUUUCAAAAAUCAAUUAUAUAACGGAUGAAGUAUAUUUGAUCUGAAAACGGGUACAGUAUUUUAAGUUGUUAAUAUGCAACCGAGAGACUACUUUAUAUAGUGUUUGUGAUAUCUGAAGAGAUCCACGACUACGAGAAACUUUGUUAGACUUAUUAAUGGAUAUCAUAAAAUUGACAACUACUUGGUAUUAAAUUUCUUUAGUUCGUUUUAUAUGGAAACCCAGCUUUAAACUAUUAUUGAACACCUAUGGACAGAUGAGUCUGUGUUUAAAGUUUCAGAUCUCUGUGUGUAAUAAACUUUGUCCAAACCGAUGAUUGCAAUUUGUCUACUAGGUCAUAAAAUUGACUCCAAUCUCAACAAAAACCCAAUCCCGUCGUUGGAAUUGGAUUUUUGGAUCAGGAUAGAACUACAAAGUUACAUAAUAUAUAAUAUGUACCUACACCUAAUCAAAUAGUGGCAAUCGUAAGACAGUAGUAAGUUUCCAGCAGUUGAAUUCGAAUAACAGACUUCAUUACAACACUAUUCAAUUCGUUGUCGAAAACCGGAGGACGUGAUACAGAAUUCGGUGCACGUAAAAAUGCACAAAACGAAAGUCGAGUAUUGAAAACUUGGUUUUUUUGGGGGGGAAUGGGGCAAUAUGGCACGUACUCCCCUGUGCAGUCAAUGUUAACACGUACUGCGGGUCGCUAUUUGAUCUAUUGCACUUGAAAAUUGCCUCUCAUCCACCACUUGAUACUUCUAUCACGGUUAUGGGUGAAAGUAGUAGAAAAGUAUGCUACUAAUGGACAGUCAGAUCCGCGGUCGUUUUGGUUAUCCAUUCUAUCCAAUGUCCUCGAUUCCUUAUGUCCACUGUUUAGCUUUCGCAACAUAUAGAUAGUACUGUUAUGUCGAGUGACAUAACUUCACAAUUUUGACACGUGAGUGAAAUUUUCAAAAGUCCCACCCUCAUUCGGGCAUAUAAAAGGAGGUCUGAGAGGGAGGGCAUGUCCCUUACUGAAAUUAUUCUAUAGGUUUUUUAAAAAUUUAAUUGCAUGUUUUAUUAAGUACACGACAUAUCAUUGUUCAUAAAUGAAAAAUAAAACCAAACGUUUAACGAUUAACAAUAAAACUUUAUAAUAGUCAUAUUGUUUUCAUCGUAUCAGUACCAUACUCAUGAACAUUAUUUUGAUAACAAUAAUAUAAAAUAAUAACUUUGAAUUAUUUAUAAACCUAAUAGGUAAUUUAAUAGUAUAUUAUCAAAAUAAAAACACUGUAUUACUUCGAGCCCCUUAAGCGAACAGGCCUAGAUACAAUCGCACCCUCUGAUCACUCUUAGUUACGCCACUGGUUUCGCCCUCGGCAUAGCGAAUAGUCACAACUCUAGUUUUAGAUAGUAAUAAUUAAAUGAUAAAGUUCGAUUAUUAUAAACUCGACCACGAUAAGUCCCUAUUAGGCACGAGGAAAACCGUUUUCUGUAACGGCGACCACAACCUUUCGUUGGUAGGCAAGGGGGAGAGUAUAAAGUAGUCCCCAAAGACUAUUAUAAAUAAACCACAAUAGUACGGACUAAGAUAGAAUGGACUGGACAUAACUGGGUAGACAGAUAACGAGGGGUCGGACCGUUGGAAUAUUAAUUUCCUCUUUACGAAAAUGACGACCAAUUAGUUUUAACACUACCGAUGGUUCAUUUGGUGUCUCAAUUUAACCAUGAUAUUAUUUUUUUUCUUUCAAUCAUUAGAUAUUUAAAUAGAAUUUUAAAUUAUUAGUUUACAUUAAAACCCUUAAAUUUAUUCAUCUCUCGUACGAAAAUUUGGUGCCACUAAUAAACUGCUCGGUAGGUACUAGUCUAUUCCAUAUUAGUCGGUGCUCAAAAUCGAACAGUCAAGUUUUUGAUAAUGAAUUAUUAUAAAACAUAAAAUAUGAUCAAUAAUCGAUUAGGUUAAAAAUAAAUUAACGAUGAAUCCCGAAAUAAUUACUCUGAACAAAAAUUCUGGUUAUAUUGAAACCUAUGUCGGUUUCAAAACGAUAUCAUUUUUAAUUAAUUAGCUUACAAGACAUAUGUCAGACCAACCUAAUCUUACCUAACCUAACCAAGAAAAUAUAUAACAUAAUAACAUAGUUAAUGUAAGAAUUUAGAAAUUGUUAACAGCUGACAAGGUAAUCCUGUUACAAAUGGUUUUUUUAAAGUUUACUGUUUUUUUUUAUAUUUCAUUAAAUAUUUUGGACUAGUAUUUAGCAAUUCUGGGAAGGAGGGUAUUCAAAACAAGCCCACCGAUUUACGUUUUGUAUUUACUGUGUUCCCCACUACUCUGAACAUCUGCUCGAGUACAAGUUAAUUAUUCAACAUGUACGUGUCCCUCGACUCGAGUAUGGGUAUACACUAAACAUCUUAUCGCCGUACGACUCGGUUGUGUUCUCUCGUUACGACGCACAGUGUCAUCGCUAUCCGGAGCCCAGAAGCCGGUCCGUCGGGGUUUCUCUCCGGCACGUCCGUGUGUUGUACGUGAACAUCGGUCCGCUCACGUAUACGCUCGAUCGUGUUUAUACGAAAAACCUUAUUUUAAACCAUACCGAAAAUUAUACCAUCAAAAAAAAAAAAAAAUGCACAGUGAUGCAUUCUGGUUUUAUUUUCAGGAAGGAUAUAAUAAGUAGCCUUAAAAUUGUAUUUCAAUGUUGGGUGAGAGUGGUCUGUAGUUAUCGAAUAAACCCAUUUUAAUAUCGGAUCCUUUUCUACUGAUUUUAAUAUAAGGAUUGGUGCUUCGCGGCAAUAUUUUCUCCGUUUCUCAACUUGACCUAACCUAACCUACCUCAAUCUAUAUCACCGUAUCAUUUUACAGGUGGUCUGUACUUAGACGACAAUCCACUGCAAUGCGAUUGCGGACUUCUGUGGCUGGGCCAAUGGCUGCGCCGGUGGCUCCGGGAAGCGGUGGAGGUACACACGCUGGGCAUGGCCGAGACCCAGUUGGCUCAGUGGACGGUCCGUCGUGCCAUGUGCACGGACCCUAGGAACGGUGGCGCCCGGGUGCCUGUGGCCGAUAUCUACCCCGAGGACUUGCGGUGCAAGGCAAGCGCGUUGAGUGGCAGUGGCACCGGCAACACGGCCGCCAAGACGUCGCACCUAAUUGUCUGCCUGACCCGUUCACUGGCCGUUUUCUACUUAGCCACCGUCUGGUGCAACGUAUACUGAUUUACGUCACCACCGUAAAUAUUACCAAAACUUAUAACAAUAAUAAUAAUAAUAAUAAUAAUAUAUGCGAUAUUAUUACGCGUACCUUGAGAACUGCAUAAUAUUGUACCAUAAAAUAACGGUUUUUUAUGAAUACAUGCCGAUUUGUUUAUCAAUUUUCGUUCAUCCACCCACGGUAGUGUUUCCAGCCCGACCCUGUCGCCGUCAUCGCCGUACAAGGUAAAUGGUGUUAUUUGACGAUCCUUCGAAAAUGUUAACCGUUUUUCCGGUCAAACGAUUUCUUUCCCCUCUCCGGCUCUGCAAUUUAUUUCAGUGUCACUAGGUUGUCGUCACCGGUAUAAUUAUACGAGUAGUCACCCUCGACAAGACGUCAUCGUCGACACGAACCCGAACGCCCUUUCCGGUCAUAUCAUCCAAAUAAUCGUUUAUAGUGGAUUUUUCCCGGAAAUUCUCCGGGGAUGACCUUCUUUACCUAACACCCAAUACGCGCAACCGGUCAUCCGUUUCAUAAUCGAUUUGGAAAUAAUCCACGGAAUUUUGAUUAAUAAAAUAAUACAGUCCGUCGUGCCCGUAUAAAAUCUAUUAGUUUUCAACAUAUUUUCCAAAUAAUAAGCAUUCUAUUCUCGAGUACACCGAAUUUCCCGGACUAUUUUAAUACGAUUUUAAUCCGUAUAAGAAUUACGUUACCAAAUUCCACGCGAACGAUGGACCAUUUUUGAUUGCACGAUCAACUAUCGCGGUUGCACGAAACUAUAACCAUAUUUUCACUAAUAUAUUUUAUUUUUAUUUAAUUUAAUUUAACAUUAAAAACCAGUGAUUAUAAAGCGACAUACGCCGCAAAGUCGCAGUAUUUUAAUGAAAUACCGUUUUGUUUGUGUAGAGGAUAUUAACGUCAGUGUUCCUAUUCAAUAGCGAAAAGUCUUAUAAUCGGAAUAUUAGAUAAACCUGAACAUAUUGAUUCGGUGCAUAAACUAUAAUGUUAUAAUGUUUCCAAUACUUUACAUUUCCGAACAAU
Molecule: messenger RNA, 56512 nt
Organism: Cinara cedri
Lineage: Eukaryota; Metazoa; Arthropoda; Insecta; Hemiptera; Aphididae
Source: the annotation of a GenBank genome assembly